GGGGUUGAGGGGGGGGGAGGCGAGGGAAGAGGGGCGGGACGGAGCGCGCGAGCAUGUGAAGAUGGCGGAGCUGCAGAUGCUGCUGGAGGAGGAGAUCCCCGGGGGGCGCCGGGCCCUCUUCGACAGCUACACCAACCUCGAGCGGGUCGCCGAGUACUGCGAGACCAACUACAUACAGGUACGGCGUUACGUGUCAGGGCGGGGGCGCGCCUUUCCCCCAACCGGGUCUGGUCUCCACCACCCCCCCCCCAAAAAAAACCCCCGCCGCCCCUUGCUGAGGGGAAAUCUCGGGGCGUCCUACGUUUCGUGCUUCUGGAGGCCUGGAACCCGGGGUGUGGGGGUUGGGCGGUCGUGGGAAAGGGCGACACGCGUGUUGCGGCGGGAGAGGCCGCCUCGGCAUAUCUUGGGCGCUGGGAGAGAUGCUCGCUUUCGCAGGCUCAGCCCCGCGUUGUGUGUGGUUUUUUUAAAACAACAGUGGAGCAAGCCCGUGGACAUUUUUUUGGGGGGGAAACCCAGCCAGAUGGGCGGGGUAUGAAUAUUUUUAUUUAUUAGAUUUCUGUCCCGCCCUUCAUCAAAAAAAUAUCGGUGCGGUUCACAAGAGAAAUAAUAAUAAUACAUGGGGACGGGCUCCCUUUUUUGCCCUCCCGGUGACCCUCCCCUGCUGCUCGCGGCUCGCAGAAGCCGUGGGAUCGUUCGGAUCGUAGAUCUGGAAGGGACCACGAGGGUCAUCUAGCCCACCCCCCAGCCCCCUGCAGCGCAGGAAUCCUUUGCCCAACGUGGGGCUAGAACCCACGACCGUGGGAUUAAGAGCUCCGAGGAAACGCUUCUCGUUCUGCAGCGUUGUGUGGAGUGAUUUGUGCUCAUGCUGCGCUUGUUAAGUGUGUGUGUGUGUGUGAAUGCGCACACGAUUCUUGGCAGAUGCUGCUGUGAAAUGAUUUGAGAACAGACCUUUUCCCCUUUACAAUGUGUCGCUCCUAGAUAGGUGGUGGCCAGAUGUGCAUUCAUAAAGGACUGCCUUCUUCCCUCCUCCUCCUCCUCCGCUAAGAAUAUCACAGUAUGCUCGGAAUAAAAGGAUAUUAGUUGAUCUUGUAAUUCAGACUUCCAAGCCACCAGACUGAGGUGAUGAUGUUAAGCUGCAUCUUCAGGGCUCCUCCUGUGAUGUGGUAGUUGAGGUUACUUGCAUCUGGGUGGGUUAGCAUUUUGGUAUUUCUGCUGUGUCUUGGGGAGAAGGAAAAAACCAACUGAGUUUCCUUCUGAAUAAACAUGCUGCGUGCUGAAAUUAUACUUGAAUAUUCAAACAGGCAGUUGGCCUAGCUUAGGUUGCAUGCACAAUAUUUUAGAUUGCAUCCUCGCCACACCAGCCUUUCAUGCACACUUGCAGGAGAGAGGUGAUACGGUUAAUUCUCAUAUUAUUGCAUGGUAUGCAGUGUCAUUAAAAUGUCACAUUGAUACAAUUCAGCAGCUCUCUGCCUGCUGACUGGCAUUUUGUCUUUCAAAGAUUUUUCAAUGAAGCUGCCAUGUCAAUGACUGCAUAGUGAAAAGAUGCUGAGGAAAAACAAGGCAAAUGAGUAGUAGAUCUCCAAAGGCACAGGGAUGGGUGCAUAUGUGUAAGUUCUAAAUAUAAAUAAUGGCAUAAUGAUAAAUAAUGGCAUAAUGACAGCUUGUCUUCCACGCAUUGCUGAUUAAAAGGGAAAUCGGAUAUGGCUAACAACUGAAUGCAGGUGAUUUUGCUUCAAGUGGGCAUUGUGAAGCUGCAUCUGUUGCUUCAGUACAUGCCUAGGUUUUAUUCACGUACCUUUUAUCUUAUUAUUGAAGUCUGCGUUGCCUUCCAACUCGUUCUAAUGAAUCGAAGCUUUCUGGGCUUUAUGUAAAGGAAUGGUUAAAGAAAAGAAAGGCAAAUUUAUUUUCUCUUGGCAUAGUCAGGGCACUUUACAACAAGUGAAUUCUGCAACCUGUUUUUGAUUUGAAAAAUAACAUAGCUUGGGGCAUGUAAGGGUUGUGAAAUCUUGGAAUUUGUUUCCUUAUAAGUGUAUCCAUUAUGUAAGUAUAGCAAGUUCUCGAGGAGAGACCAAGAAACAGUAAAAGACAUUUAUAGAAUGUUUCUCUGUAUCUUCUAACAUAUUAUUUGAAGAACAAGGGAAGGGUGGAGCAUUUACAAUGCCACAAUGAGAAUAUGCCAUAGCUGUCAAUUUACAGAUUUGAAAAUAAGGGAGCAGCAGCCUAGAAAAUAAGGGACCAGCAGCCAAAAUAAGGGACCUGCAGCCUCACCUGUUCCAGGCACUCCAGUCUUCCUGUCCUCCUGCAGUCUGGUCAAACUCAUGCUGGUAGCUUCGAGAACACUGUCCAACCAACUUCGUAACCAGAGGUUCAACUGAAUAGAAUCUGAAUCACAUGCACCACAAGGCCUAUGCAGCCUCAGCUUAAGAUGGCUCCCCGGCCUGGCUUUGCACUGCAAAGUUUGCAGCAGCACGUGCAACAAAAUGGCAUCCAGCAUUCAAAAGCCCCCUCAGCUUGCAUUAACUAGCCACACACAAGCUCCACAUGCAAGCUCCACCCCCAGUCAUUCUUAGACUUCUUAUUGGGUGAGCAACACAGCCAAGCAACACAGUUGGAGCCUCCCUCCUCCUGGCCGGCAGGGAGAGGAGCUGCUUCCUUUGAAAUUUAAGGGACAUCAUUUAAGGGACAUCUAUCAAUAAGGGACAGCAGUGGGACAUGGCGCUGGAAUAAGGGACUGACCCUUCAAAUAAGGGACACUUGACAGCUAUGGAAUAUGCAUUGAUUCAUUUGCAUUAUUUGAAUGACCAGACCUAUUAAUUGGGUUAUCUUUGUGUGUUCAGAGAGCUUUUGUAGUUGAUCUGCCUUGGUGCAUGUACCAUGGUUUCACCAUGGUGUCCUUUAUGCGUAAUAGCUAAUGGUCUGAACUAAGCAAAAGUUUUUCUUCUAUAGCACAGGAUGAAUGAGAUCUUUUUUGCCAUGUUGCAUCAUGGUGGGAACGGGUAGGCUUGCAGGAUUUUUUGCUUUUAGUUUUAAUAAUAACGAUGGAAAAUAUUCUGGCAUUUGACCUGGAGAUGAUUGAAUUUCUGAUCAGGUUUUGCUGAAAUGGUGGUGUGAUGUGGCGAGAGCAAUUAUCAUCGCCCCCUGAUAUCAUAGCCUUGGAGAAUUUUACUGAGGCUUGCAGAAGGUUAAAGAAGUAUUGUUUGCAGAGGAACAUAGAGUCUGAUAUAAUGAUAGAAAUUUUAGCCAACUGUGCAGAUCAAAGCUUUCUCUUCAUAUAGUUCUGGUAACAAUACUUCUUGAGCUGAGAUAUUUUUCUGUCAGAUUUUUGAUACUUGUUAUAUUACAUGAUGUAAAGUGGGUAACUAAUAAGGACCAGAGUGGAAGAUAGAUCUUGCUCAGUUCACAUGUAAUUCUAAGCCAAAACAUGGAUAAAAGAUUGUGAUACUCCUGCUACUGCAAGCUAAGCCAUGAUUUGACUUACGUUGUCCAAACCCACGGUCAUGCUUUGUUUUCUUCAAACCAACCACAAGCUGUAAACAAAGAACAAAGCUUGGCUACCGCUUGUGGAGUGAAAUAAAUCGCAAGCCCAAAUUCUGAUAACACUCGAUUAAGUCCAACCAUAGUUUACCUUAUAGCAGCACAGCAGCAACAGGACUGAAGAAGGAACAAAGCGGCUGCAGUCUCAUCUCCAUGACUCCACAUGCCUGCACAUUUGGGCUAACCUAUAGUUUGGCUUAGUGUUACAUUUGAACUGGGUCAUUGUGAAGUUGGAAAAUGACUCAGAAUCUGCUAGUUUUCAGAAUGGCAGUUUCCAGUGGAAAACAAGGUAAGGCUGGACCACUGAAAACUAGUUUUCCUCCCAGGAAUUCCUGGAAAAAUGAGAACUUCAAAAUCACUUAAAAACCCCACUUUGCAACCGUAGUUUUUGCUGUGAUAUGGGCCUAAUUUUUUAAAGAAAGCAAGACUAAAAUAACCUGGAUGUGUCUUUAGCCCAUGUAUAUUGUUUUGAGUGCAACUUAACUAAGCAAAAAAGGGAAUUUACAGAUGCAGAAAUUAGAUUUCCAUUUAAUUGGAACAGAUGUCCUCUGUUGUGCAAACUGUUCUCAGAUAUGUUGGCUUAAUUCUCUGUGUGUUUACUCUGAAGUAAGGAUCACAGUGUUUAGUGGGGGUUACUUUUAGGUAAGUAUGCAUGGUAUUUGUAGCCUGAGUGAGUACUGAAAGGAUCUUCAGCACUUGCACCAAUUUUUGAAGAGUUAAUGUAUGUGUUGAAGUGAGCCUGCUGCUUCUAAAUGACAUUUUAUACUCCCACAUAAGUAUAUGCAUGCACUGCUUUUUCAUUUGCAACAUAUGCAAGUAGAAACAUGGUCUUUUCUGCUCUACUCAUGCAUAUUUUUAAAGGAAAAGGGGGUGAUUUAUACACGUGUGCACCCUUCAUAUCCGAAGUGCAAUGCAUGUAUUUUUACAGAAUAUUAUAAAGAAGCAGCCUAACACAGAUAGGUGAAGUGGGAUGUGAAGGCAGCUUGUAUGAGCCAGCGAUUUGCAAAAUGCAGAUAUAAGAAGAGGCUGUAACUACAGAGGAUUCUUGCUAAGCAUAUAUGGGGUACUAGAAUUCUGAAAAUGACAUUGUGGAUAGUACUACACUGAAAAGUAGCAAAUCGAACAAUGUUUCUCACUUAAUAUUUUAUGAUUUCUUGAAGAAAUAUGUAUACACAUGCAGGUGUUGAGUGUUCAGUAUUGAAGUUAGUGUAUCAGAAUUUAUCCCAGAACCUUACUUUGUAAAUGGUUACAGUUCAGAAUCUGCUUUUUUAUACAGUCAUAGGCCAUACAGUCAUACCUCGGGUUACAGACGCCUUAGGUUGCGUGUUUUCAGGUUGUGCACCGUGCCGAACCCGGAAGUACUGGAACAGGUUACUUCUGGGUUUUGGCGCUUGUGCAUGUGCAGAAGUGCCAAAUCGCGACCCGCACGUGCGCAGACGCUGCGCUGUGGGUUGUGAACGUGCCUCCCGCACGUAUCACGUUCGCAACCCGAGCAUCCACUGUAUUUGGACGUUAUUCUAAGUCAUAGUUUAGCACAAGUGUUGCUGUCUUUCUUGCGUUUGUUUGCAAUUUUGAAAGACUUCUGGGGACACCACGCUUUUGGUUGCUUCUUUCCCCCAUGUAUCAGUCAGUUUGCAUGUGCAAACUCUUUCUCUGUUUUCCAUAGAGUUUGGGUAAAAGUCAGAUGCAGUAGAAUUAAAAAUUCUCUUGAAUUCUUAUUUUCAGCAUGGAAGCCAAUGGAAACAAAUGUGAUCUGUACUGGGCGGGGGACCUGUGGGGGGGGGGGAACCAAUUUCAAGAGGAUCUGCUCUAUUGGUUCUAGUGGCUUUCAAUAUCAAUAAGUCUACUGACUGAGUAAAACUUAGUUGAAUGCAUUUGCAUGUUUCCCUUUUCACUGUACAAUCAAUCACUCAUGACUAUCCCUGGAUUUUCAGGGAAAAACAUUGUGAAGGGCUGUGUAUACUCAUUCAGCCAACAAUAUUUAUGUAUGGCUUAACUUAAACCUACUCAUGUUUCCUCAUGAGAGCUCAAACACAGCUGUUUGUAGGGGUUGGGGAAAAGUAGGUUUCAUGAAGCAGGGAGUGUGUGUGUGUGUGUGUGUGUGUAUGUGUGUAUUUCCUCUGAGGUAGGUGAAUCCUAGGCAGUGGGAGGGUCGAGGAUGCUAGUGGGCAUGAUGUACAGGGCCAUUAAUGUACAUUCAUACAUACAGUUGUACCUUGGAAGUCAAAUGGAAUCUGUUCCAGAAAUCCAUUCAACUUCCAAAAUGUUCGGAAACCAAACCUUCUGAUUGGCUGCAGGAAGCCGCGGAAGCUGCACCAGAUGUUCGGCUUCCGAAAAUCUUUUGAAAACUGUAACACUCACUUCUGGGUUUCGAUCGUUCGGGAGCCGAUUUGUUUGGGAGCCAAGGCGUUUGAGUUCCAAGGUACUACUGUACUUAUUGUCUCUCUCCCUCACACAUUUAUUUGAAGGGGAUAAAUGCAUUUGUGGACAUCCUCUGCAACAUAAGAUACAAGCAGCUGGCUUAUUAUCUUCUUACCUAAAUAAAGAUUUUUUUUUUUAAGCUAUGCUGGGAAAGAAGCGCAACUUUUAAUCUUCAUGAUUACCUUCAUAGCUGAAUGCAAAACAAUGUAACUACACUUGCAUGUUGGUAAUCUGACAAGAGCAUAGUGUUGUCCUGAAAUAAACAGUGUGAUUUUUGUACUCUGCCAUUUGGUUAUAUAUAAACUCUGCGUGAGGGAAGGAAAGUCUCAGCACUUUUCCCAGUGCCUUUUUUAUUUGUUCUCUCUCCUGUAUGAUGGGUUGGAAGUUUUUACUUUGCCACACAAGUUAAAAAGGAAUACAGUAUGUUGGUGGGAGAACUGAUUCUUGGAAUGCAACAGGGCUCCACUUGGUAUUUGGGAGCUACCGUAGUCCUCCUGAAAUAGUGGUUUUACUAAGGAAGAUCUGAUAGUUUUUAAUUAAUAAGUACUUCUGUUUGUUCAUUCCUUGAGGUCAGAGCAUGCCACAUUACUACUGCACAAGGAAAUUGAGUAAUCUUGAGAGAUUCUCCCAGUUAAGGAUGCUUUGGGAUGAAAUGUCUUCUCCUGCUGGGCAAGACUGCUUUUUUCCAGCGCUUUAUUGUCUCUGGCCAUCUGCAGAGAUAGCUGACUCAGUAUUACAGAGGGGAACAGGUCUAACCUUGCCUGUGGAAUAAAUUCCUUUAGGAAAGGAAAAGGAUUGCAAUCAAGAGCAAUAGGGGGGUAUAUAAGUUCUAAAUUUAUAAAACAGAAUAAAUAGCUCAAAGUAGUAUUGAUGAGACGACUCGUGAUGUAACACAGUGAUGCUACAGAAACCAAGAGACAACUGUAAUAUUCACCAUCUUUCUUGCACUGAGGCAACCAGUGCUCUUUUGCUAGAUAAAGAGGUGCUGGAACUUACCAUGAAUGUCUCCCUCUUUCUCUUAGAAUGGCAAUGGCACCCUCCUGAGAGGUGCUGGAACUCUCCUGAGAGGUACCAGAACUGAGUUCCUGUGAGUUCCCCCUGAAAAAAGCACUGGAGAUGACCAAAGUUAUCACAGUGGUUAAGGCUGGGGAUUUCUCAGGAAUUUGGGCUCUCUUUACUGCUGGCAAUAUUUGAGUUAUGAUGUCCUUGUGAUUUCUAUACAGUGGAACCUCGUGUUACGUACAGCCCUCCUUACGAAUGAUUUGGGUUACGAGCUCUGCUAACCCGGAAGUAGAUGCUUCCGGUUGCGAACUUUGCCCCGGGAUGCGGGCGGAAGUCGCUCGCUGCCGGCGCAGCAGCAGCAUGAGGCGCUAUUAGCGAAAGUGAGCCUCAUGUUAAGAACGGUUUCGGGUUACAAAUGGACCUCUGGAAUGAAUUAAGUUCGUACCUGUAGGUACUACUGUACUGGAAAAGUCUAAAACAGAGAUGAGGAACCUGUGUCCCUCCAUAUGUUGAUGGACUCUAACAAAAUCUGGAGGGUCACAGGUUCUUUAUCCCUGGUCUAAAGUAAGGGUUAGAAGGGAUGAGCAGAAAGCUUGAUGCUAUGCCGCCCUAGAAUCUAGACAGAAACCACAUCGAUAGAAAUUCCUUCCCUGCAGACAAUUGUGUAACUUCCUCAUGUACUUUGUUAUAUGUGACAAACACAGGUGUAUUUAUUUCUUCUGGGUAGAAGUUGGUGGCAAGCUGUAUUUGUUAGUUGCCUACCAUACCACAUUUGCACCUUGUGAGAUUACAAAUGUGACUAUCUCACACCGGAUGAAUAAUUCACACAGUUCUAUAGAAGAGGCUUCCAUCUAGGAAAUGUCAUCUUGUGAGAAACAGCCCUGGAAAAGGGUGGGGAAACAUUAUCAUUAAAGAGAUUUAAGGAUGCAGGGGGAAAAAAAUCAGAUUGAAAUGGAUUUAAGACAUGUAAAUACUUCAAGCAUCUAAUGCUUUAAGCACAUACUGGACAGAUUUAAAAGGCAUUAGUGGUCUAAUUGGGAUACUUCAAAACUAAUGUUCCUGCUUUUUAAAAACAAGCAAACAAACAAACAAACAAACUUGCUAAUGUCAAAGAUUUGUGUGCAGUAAAAAUCAGUGUGCGCACCUAGACUAAACAUAUUCCAACUGACAUAUGAAAUUGCUGAAUGUGUGAAAUACAUACAUAGAAAAUACCCUGAUGUGCAAUUUUUUGAGACAGUACUUAGAUUAAAAUCUAAAUUUAAGUACUACAGUUUAUUUGUGAUGUAUUAAAUUGAUAAUAGUGGACAUCUAGACACUUGAAUCUGUUUUUUAUGAAUAAACUGAAUCAGGGGACUGAUUUCAUUUUCUUAGGGGCUAGACUACAUUGGCAUUGUCUAAAAAGGCACAAGGGAUAUGCAGUCUAUGACCCAAGGCUGCUUGACUUGUCAUGAUGCCCUUUUCACUGAAGCACACACACACAGACAGGCUUGGUUUAGAAUAGUACAAAUGAAAUGUGAUUAGCUUUAUAUAGAUGGUAACAUUGUGGAGGAGACAGUACAUAUUUCCUCAUUGUUUCUGGCAUGAGGAAAGACCAGCACUAGCUGGGAAGCUCAGGAAAGUAUCAUUACCCUCUGCAGAACUUCCCAUGUGCUGUUGUCUGCCUCUUUUGGAGGAGCGAGUUUGGAGCCACCUAUGAACCACCUAGUGUGGUGGGAAGACCCAGCUUUCUCUGAACUGUGUUUAAGCCAGGCUGCUGAGCCCCUUGGAAUACAGCAAGAUGAGCAUGGCUCACAUUUUAAUUUAAUUUAGUUUAGCUUUUGUUGCUUAACUUUGGUUUUGCUUUAUGUAUUAUUUCAUUCUGCUAAUGAACUUAUCAUACGUUUGUUGAGUUACUUUUGUUUUAUUUGACAUUACUGAAAGGUUUUGCAACUUUUUUCCCCAAAUAUUUUGAUAAUUAGUUGAUGGUUGGGAGAUGCUUUGAGCAUAGGAAGAGUCUGCUGGGCCUAGCAUCCUGUUCUCACAGUUGCCAGCCCAAUGGCAAUGGGAAGGCCAAAAGCAAACCCUGAGUGCAACACCACUUUUGUGAUUCCCAGCAACUGGUAUACUGCCUCCAACAGUGGAGGUAGAAACAACAUAGCCAUCAUGGGCACAAUUUCCUGUGGAGAAGUGACAUACAGUGGUACCUUGGAAGUUGAACGGAAUCUGUUCCGGAAGUCCAUUCGACUUCCAAAAUGUUCAGAAACCGCAGAAGUUGCAUUGGACGUUUGGGUUCCAAUGAACGUUCGCAAACCGGAACACUCACUUCCGAGUUUGUGGUGUUUGGGAGCCAAAACAUUCGACUUUCAAGGUGUUCAUGAACCAGGGUACGACUGCAUAUCUGAACUUAAACUAGUAGGCUGCUUUCAAGUACUAUACAUGAAUUGACUUUAAAUACUAAGCUUAUACUAUUGAGGUUGCAGGAUAGUUUAUACUUAUGGUUAGCAACCUAUUCUUGAGCAAGACAUGAAUUUACCAAUGAAUUUACCAAUUAAAGCACAGUUUAGAAGUCAAGAAACAAUUUCUUCUACUAAUUCUACUAAAUUCAAUGGUUUCUCAGGAAACACUCCAGUUUCUCAGCCAGUAGUCUAAAUAAGACUAUUGCCUGAACUGUCUCGGGCAGAAUGUCCCAAAUGCCAGUUUUUGGAAAUCACAAAUGGAUAGAGUGCUGUUGCACUCAUCUCUUGCUUGUGUACAGGAUUCUGGACUAGAUCAACCACUGGCUUGAUACACUAGGCUCUUCCUAUGUUCUUAUGUUAGGAUAGUAGCUUUGGCAAGAACAGCUAAAAUAAUCUCUUGCCAUGCUCCUUGUGUAUAUGAUGUAAUCUCCAAUUUAGUAAAUUUGAUUUAUUGGAAGUAAUAGAUUCUGCAUACUUGACAGAAAUUUCCAUCAUCUGUUAGUCUUUCAUCAAGGAAGAUGAGUAGAAUUUCUGACUUCUAAGUAUAGAAGAUCAUAAACUUUUAAGAUAAAAUAUGAAUAUAUGACAGUGGGAUAUAAAUCCAUAAUGCUACAAAAAUAACUGCAACUUAACCUAUGCUCUUGCUUUGCAUCCUGAUUUUUUACUAUUCAUUUUUAAAUUAAUCCAUAAUGCUUAGGAGGCUUCUGAAUAUCAAAUUACAGUAAAUUUGCCUUUUUGCAAUUGAAAAUAGAAUGAACAGGGUAGGUGUCUAUCUCUAUUGGUGUUGAUAUUUAUAUUUCAUAUGACUAAAUGUAUUUGACUGUCUCUUUUGGCUGCUGUUGGAAAUGUAACAUGUUGGUUCUCAAAUUAUGCUACUAUAUAGUUGUUUUGCACGGCUGUUUAAUACUGAUUUAUGACAAUACUAUUUUAAAAAUAAUUGUUCAGAUACUAACUUUUUAUUUGGAGCAUCAGUACUCUGAAUUCUAUUCAGUUGCUUAUGUUGUAGGAGUUGUGCCUGCAACACAUGUUAAUCUCUGUGGCUAAUUUCUUUUGGUUUUUAGACAGGAAGUGGCUCACCACUGUGGUGAAUAUUUAGUUGCAGCCUGUGCCUAGACUUGAGUUAGGUGACAAACUCAAAUGUUCUUCAAAAGUCAGUACAGUUCAGCUGAAAAUGUAGAGUCUAGCUUCCUUAUUGAAUAUACGUAUAAAAUAACAGAAAAGUACAGUUAAAAUAACAGUACAAUACUUAAUAAAUAAUAAUACUGUAGAUGAAAAUUAAUUGAGCCUAAUUGGCCAAAGAUCUAAAACGCUUAAAAAGUAGGUAGUAAGUAGAUGAAUGGACUUAAUUGUCAACACAGCCUGUAAAUUAGGUAUUAGUGGAAGUUUUGAAGGAGCCAGUAUUUGUCUGUUCAGGGGCUAGUUCUCCAUGGCAAUCUCUUAGUGUUGACUAAUUAUUUGGGCCUUUGAUACUGCAACAAAAGCAUAUUGCUAUAAAUAUAAACCAUUAGAGCAUGGAUAGGCAAACUAAGGCCCCGGGGGCCGGAUCCUGCCCAAUCGCCUUCUAAACCCGGCCCUCGGACGGUCCGGGAAUUAGCGUGUUUUGACAUGAGUAGAAAUGUUGAGUAGAAAAUGCAUCUCUGGGUUAUUUGUGGGGCCUGCCUGGUGUUUUUACAUGAGUAGAAUGUGUGCUUUUAUUUAAAAUGCAUCUCUGGGUUAUUUGUGGGGCAUAGGAAUUCGUUCAUUUAUUUAUUUUUCCAAAAUAUAGUCCAGCCCCCCACAGGGUCUGAGGGACAGUGGACUAGCCCCCUGUUGAAAAAGUUUGCUGACCCCUGAUGUAGAGCUUCACGUUUGGGUUGUCGUAGUCAUUGAUAGGACAUUGAGCGGGAAUUGAGCUUCCAUUUGUCCAGCGCUGCCUUAACAUAAGCACUCCAAAACAGGAGUGUAAUAAAAAUGGUUUCUGUUGUGGUUUGCACAGAAACUUGAAAUAAGUGCUGGUGGUUUGCUGAUUGCAUACUUGGACUUCAUUACUAUGAGGGAUCUUUUAAAACAAUGUUAAAGCAUAUGUGUUUGAUGUUUCCUAGUUGAAUUCUGUCAUGGUUAAAGACUUCUCUUUCCCCUAAUGUGCCGUAAUUAAAACUUGUGGUUACAUAAAAGUUUUGUCAGACAAGAGUGUUUCCAUUACCUCUGCAAAUCUAGCAGUGGGAGAGGAAUAUUCCAGCAACAUUGUAGAAUAUGUGUGAUAGAAUUUGUAGACAAGUUGAUUUGCUCCUAUUAAAAUAUAGGUGCUGAGUAUGGUUUCCCCCUCUCUUUAGGGCGGGGGUUAUUGGGUUGUUUUUAUUUUGAUUAUAUAUUUUUAUUUUGUUCUGUGAACUGCCCUGAGACCUCCGGGUAUAGGGCGGUAUAUAAAAUCAAUCAAUUAAUAAUAAUAAUAAUAAUAAUUUUAAGACACAACACCCUCAUGUUUUUCAGUGCCUCUUAACAUCUAAUAUCCCUAGACUAUUAAACUGAAAAUUACUUUCUUAAUUCACACAUGUGUUACUUUAGAUGAUGUAAGUUAGUUGUGUUAUUAGAAUUUUGAAAAGGAAAGAGUAUUAAUCUGGAGAGAGUCUUAAUUUCCUAGAGCAGACUUGUAAAUAGCUAAGUGCUUGGAUGCCUGUGGCAAGUGAAAUUUGUCUGCAUGACGUAUGAUGAGUUUGAAUUUCUUCUAGUCAUAAAAAGGCACUAGCUGUCUCUUCUUCUCUCUCUUUCUGGAAGACCAUCAGCUCUGAAGAAUAUCAGACCCUGUUCACCAUUGGGGGAGUGGGGGCUUGGACUGUGUAUAUAUGCAGCCUCUGUAGAAGAAUUCAAAUCCCUGUUGAGUUUACAUUGUACAUCUCUCUCCCACUCUCUGUGAUGUGCAACUAAGUUGUGGUCGCUGCCUGAUUUGUCCCACUUAGGAUUGCGUGUUUGUGUCCCAUCGUUCAGCCUGGACACUGAGGUCCAGCUCUGAGGGCCUUCUGGCGGUUCCCUCACUGUGAGAGGUGAGGUUACAGGGAACCUGUAAAGAGGGCCUUCUCAGUAGCAGUGCCUGCCCUGCAGAACACCCUCCCAUCAGAUGUCAAGGAAGUAAACAACUAUCUGACUUUUAGAAGACAUCUGAAGGCAACCCUGUAUUGGGAAAUUUUUAAUGUCUAAUGUUUGGCAAUUUCUAUGUGCUGUAAGCCACCCAGAGUGGCUGGAGAAACCCAACCAGAUGGGCGGGGAAUAAUAAUAAUAAUAAUAAGAAGAAGAAGAAGUUUUCCCCACCCAGAGUUUCUCCAUUAUAACCUUUGCAUUCAGACUUGGACUCUUCUGUAACAGUUCCAACUAUUGCUUAAUAAUAUUUUUUCAGCAGUCCUGUCCCCAUCCCCCUAGACCAGAUGGCUGCUUGGGAUAAACCAUCUACUUGGCUGAGAUUACACCUGUCUGCUAUCAUUGGUUGUAUUGUGAACACUGCUCACUUCAAAGAGAUUGUGCAGUCAUUUUUCCCAGGUCAAGCAAACUGGGUAGCACCCUAGAUAGCUCCACGUGGCACCUAGGCAGGAAGCCAAACAAGGCAAACUUAAAUGUUUUAACACCAGCAACUGAGCCUUAAAUGGGAAUGCACAUUCCUCUAAGUAGCUAGCUCCACUCAUGAUGAGUGGAGCCUCUGUUCUUAAAGGAAUGUAGAGGAGGCCAGGGUUCUUUUGUGGCCUCUGAGCUGAAGUUACUGGAAUCUGAGGACGGCUAUGUGCCUUUUCCAGGCACUAAAGGCCGUGGCAUAAUGUAACCCUCCUGCAAAGGCAUGUAUGUCAAAGACUGGUUCUAUAGGUGAAUCCUUUUCCCGGUCCAUCAUGUCCUCUGUAUCCAUGGUCUUUCCCCCCUGAGAAUGUGGCCAUUAGAGCUGUCAGCAAUGCCGACUGCAUUAAGAAUUUUUGUUUGGAAUAAAACAGCAUUGCAUACUGACUCUCACAGUCCAUUGAUGGUCUUAAAGUCAUUUACCUUAUUUAUGAUUUUUGUUCUUUAGUUGUUGGGGGCACUUCAGUCCCACACUUUCAGGUUUUGUUGGAUACCCAGGUGUGUUGGCAUCAGGGGCAAUGAACUAGUUGACCAGGCUGCCAAGAUGGCGAGCUGCCUUGCUUUAAAUCAUAAAAAUGUACCACCAAGAGACUUUACUUGUACAGUAUUCAUCCAUUCACGGCAUUUGUAUCUUUUUUCACCACCUCCCAUUUUUAAGUCCAACAUGAAAGACUGGUGGCAAGAGCUGUGGGAAGGCCAGACAAACUGUAAGUUUUGAAAGCUGAAACCUGUACUUCAGUUGUGGUUAGCCACCUUACUUAAGAGCUGAAGGAAGAAAGUUGUCUUGACAGCACCAGGUUUGAGGGCUGCCAGACUGCUCCUCCAAAUGCCACCUGGAUGGUCCUUAGGCAGCAUGGUGGAGGCAAACAGCAGUGGGGGAAGUGGAAGAGAGAGGCAUUAGACACCCAGAAGCACAAGGGGGGGGUGGAGACAGCUCAAAAUAGUACUGUAAAUUGAUUUUUUCAAAAUAGCCAAAUACACUUUUAGCAUAGUUAAAUGCCAGGCUUUUUUGGUAAGACGUUCAGGUCUCUUUCUGGAUCUCUCUUGAGCGUUCUAGCCUUUACCUGGAAAACAGAGAGAGCCAGGCAGGGCAACUGUUGCAUGUAGCUUUCCAUGCCUUCUCAGGCCUAAAAGGGUAAGGGCUUAGGCACUAUGAAGUGCCUUGACGGUUCAGCUGCACUCACUUCAUUCUUGUGAAAGAUGCAAAGGGAAGAAGAGAAGGAGGAGGGGUUGCAACUUAGGCAAGUGGGAUGGGUGAUGGGUGAGCAUUGCCUCAAAUCUUAUUUGCAACGCUGCAGAUACACUCUGAUGCUAACAUACCAUGGCAUUUCAUGGGUUUUCAGCUGGGGCACUUUUGUCUAGUGUCACAAAUAGAGUGGUGGUGCUAUUAGUAAAACAAAUCCCUGUCUAAAGAAAAGGCUUCAUUGUGCAGCUAUUUCAUUGAACUGGAGCUGUCUUUGUUCACACAGAGAAAAACUUGUAAACACCGAUUUAAAAUACCUCAGUGGACAAUUUAAGAACAAAUUGUUUCCAAGCAUGGAAGAAUGUAUUCCCAUGUAAAAUCGUACUUGUCAGAAUUUGACCUGCUUUUAUUCUUAAAUUCUACGCUAGACAGUUUCUGUUUGUAGUCCUAUUAGUAAGAACAGAAAAUUCACUUGCUAAAGGUUUCUGUUGGAUUGAUCCUUGCCCAUCUUAAAGUUUAGGACAACUUUUGUACACUCUUGGGUGAGUUGGUGUUUGGCAAAUAGUGCAGUUUCUUUAAGGGAAAUGAAGGUCAGUUUGCCUGGGGAAAAGUCAAAUAGGUUUUUAGGAGCUUUUCAGAAAAAGUGACAGAAGCAUGGUAGUGAAUAGUUGACUUGAAUGAGAAUGUAGAAAGUGGAGAAACCCAGAGAUCAGGAAUGGGGUGGGCAGAUGAGUCAUGAUAAUAGGUAGUGAUUGAAGGGUCCCAAGAGAAUGGCGAGUGUUGAGACAGAAGGGGUUGCAGUAUGUGGGGGUUAUGUGGAAAAAGCAUUGAGGAGCUGGGAAAAUUAAGGAGAUGUUGCAUGCACUAAAAGGUGGCCUAACAGUGAUUCUUAUAAAUAAAUUAGAAGUGUUGAAGAAGCCUACAUGUAAAGUAUAUAAUAAAAUCAAAUCCGGCAUGACUAUCAACUGCUUUUAACCUUUCCUGAUGUGUGAACAGUUAUUGCCUGUUACUGGUUUCUGCAUAAAAGGCAGAACCAUUUAUAACCUUUAACUUAUUUAUUUUAAAAAUACUGUGUAAGCUUCAGUCAAUCUUGCACGCAGUGAAACUGGGUAUUCUAUUGCGUGACAUUCACAUUGCCCACACUUUUCUCUAAUUCAUUCAGGUUUUUUUAAUGAGUGCUCUGAAAUGCUGACUUGUUACAAUUGUUCUUAAUGGCUAAUAGCCUACUUCUCUGCUCCUUUAGGACACCCAUUCGUGAAUGCUUUCUUCGUCCAAUCCAGCCCUCUCUCUCUGUAGAACUCUGUUGUGCUAUAGUGGAGGUGAAGCUCUGUUUUGAAGUGGGAUGAAUUGAUGUUACUUUGCCACAAAACUAGAGCUAUAGGGCAGUUUUCCUAUAGGGUUGUAGUCUCUGAUCUUCAGUGGUAGUGUAGCAGAUUGAGCCCCUUAUAAUCACCGCUACAGGCCUAAAGUGAAAAUGACAUAUAAAUGUGAGGUGUGGAAUCUCCGUUACACAUUAAAUUUAUUGCAGAUGAGUGAAUUGUGGGUGAACUACUACCUUAGCCCCAACCUCUGCUAAACGUUCCAGACCUGAGCUGCAUUGUGUGGCUGUUGUAGCUCGGGUGCUAGUGAGUGAGAUUUUCCUGCCUUUCCUCUGAGAUCCUCGAAGGGGAGAAAUUUGUUCAAACUGUCAACAUGGCUCAGAGAGCUUACAAGGCCACAGACAUGGCACUUCAUUUAUGAGGGCAUGGCAUUUAUUUUUGCUCCCUCUGGUGAGCCCAUGUUUAAAUGUUAUAUACAGUAUCUUGGUACGGAGAAACUUUCAUUUUGAGAGUGGUCCCAUUUUGCUUCCAAACCAGUUGGCAUGGGGCACACAUUCUGGUGUUGGAAGAAACAAAAUGUAGCAGUGUAUCACCACCACUCCUAAGCCAGGGGUCACCAGUGUUGUGCUUGCAGGCACAUAUGUGCAUGUAAGUCUCUGGUACCCACAGGGUUUCCCAGUGCCCCCACCCCCGAAUUGUGCUGGAACAUGAAUCCAUUAUUGCAGCAGGCAAAACUGGAACAAUGCUGCUGAAUGGUUAUCUGAGAACGCCCUGGAGUUGGCAAAAUGAACACUCUUUUUUUUUGUGGAUACAAUUUUUACUAAAUUUUCUGUUUUACAAUUUCAGAUAAACAUUUUACAUCCUUAAGAUAUCAGUGACUUCCCUUCUUCUCUUUCCAUGGUUCAUUUUGCAUAUCUUUUAUCCCUGAAUAUUUUACAAAAAAACUAUACCAAUCGGUUUUCCAUUAUUACAUCCAUCAAAACUUAUUUACACUGUUGAAUUUAUCUUAAUGCUGCCAGCGUUUUCAGCUGCACACAAUUAUUUUCCAUAUACUGUAUUCAAUAAACAUUUUCCAGUCUUCUUUAAACAUAUGUUCUUGUUCUCUUAUUCUAUAUGUUAAGUCUGCAAGUUGUGCAUAUUCUGUCAACUUAAGUUGCCAAGCUUUUUUGGUUGGGACCUUGCUCAUUUUCCAUUUGGGGGCUAACAAAACACGGGCCACAGUUGUUGCAUACAUAAAUCACCUUUUCUGACACCUGGGAAUUUCAGUCUGAGUUAUUCCCAACAGAAAGGACUCUGUUUUUUUUUGCGGGGGGGGGGGGAGUAAUUUCAAACAUUUUUUUCAAUUCUUUAUGAAUCAUUUCCCCAUGUUCUUCUACCCUUUUACAUGUCCAAGCAAAGUGAAAAGUAUUAACGUGGGUGGCGCUGUGGGUAAAACCUCAGCGCCUAGGACUUGCUGAUCGCAUGGUCAGCGGUUCGAAUCCCCGCGGCGGGGUGCGCUCCCGUUGCUCGGUCCCAGCGCCUGCCAACCUAGCAGUUCGAAAGCACCCCCGGGUGCAAGUAGAUAAAUAGGGACCGCUUACUAGCGGGAAGGUAAACGGCGUUUCCGUGCGCUGCGCUGGCUCGCCGGAGCAGCUUCGUCACGCUGGCCAUGUGACCCGGAAGGGUCUGCGGACAGCGCUGGCUCCCGGCCUCUAGAGUGAGAUGAGCGCACAACCCUAGAGUCUGUCAAGACUGGCCCGUACGGGCAGGGGUACCUUUACCUUUACCUAACCUUGUUAUAGGCAUGACAAUGUGUUUGUAAGUGCUUGGUCAUCUUUGCAAUAAAACUUGUUCCAUGGUGCUUUAUAGCUUCCGGCUCCUCUGGGAACAAGUUGCUUUGCAGCACUGGAGAGGACACGUAGCAGGAGUGAUUGCAUCAAUAGCCCCACACAUUUCACUGUUCCAAAAUGAGGCUAGGGCCAUGACACAAUCCUAAGCCUUGUCAACCAUAAAAUAUCCUAGCGCAUUAAAGGAUCUGUUGAUAAGCAAUAGCAAAAUUGUAAAGAGAUGGGAUUGCAAUUAUUUGCCUCACUUUGACAAAGUUAACGGGUUAAAGCAGGGGCAUUAAGGAAAAUGGGCUGUAGCCCCUCAAAACAAAUGCCUGUUAUUAAGAUGGCUGCAGAAUACAGUUUCAGUUGCAUCUGAUGAACUUGGUGCUUUAGAAACAGAUAACCAGAUGGUCAGCUUUUCUGUUUUCAUCCAAAUGGACUCUGACUGUUUUCACGCUGAAUCAUAUUUCUGCUGUUGCCAAAACUGAUUUCACUGGUUACUUUAAAAAGCGAAUUACUAGCUUUGAGUUGAAAGAUGACUACACGUUUGGCUUGCCGUUGACUCUAGAAAUGCUGCUCUUGCUAAAAAUGUUGGAGUGCUGAUUUAUUGACUGCAUCCACUUGGCACUGGUUGGAAUAAUAGAUACGGGAAGGGAGGAUGUAACCUUUGCAAGUUUUGAAGAUUAUGUCUUUCUUAGCUGGUGUUCCCUUAAGUUGUAAGUUUUGAAUAGCUCACAGCUUCUUUCCCCUCAUAUUUUCUUUUCUGUUACUUGAAGCAGAAAAAACCAUGUCAUGAGGCACAUGGCUAGUCAUGAGAUACAUAGUACAAAGAGGAGGAUGUUCUCCUGCCAGCUAUAUAGGGGAAUAUGUGACACUUCAGAUGCUCUUGGACUUCAGCUCUUAGCAGCCUUAGCCCCGUGAACUAUAAACUUUGUAUGUUUUAUUUAGUCUUUGAAUUGUUGCUUGAUUUGAAUACAGGACAUUGGGGAGAUUUAGUUAGAUGCAGCAAACUGGCUAUCGGGCAUCCGUUAAAUAUUUCACUUGGUACAGGGUGACCUGGCAUAAUGCUAAGCAUAAUGCUACAUAAUACGCUACAUGGUACAUAACGCUAAGCCGUGGCUUAGACUACAAACAAGCAAACAUUGGCAUUUCCAGGCGGAAGAUCACGGCCACUGUACUCAUCUCAUUCCCUGGUUGCUGUGCUACGUGGCAUUAAGACAUGGUUUGACUUCACAUCUGAUCCUGGACUCCUGCUUUUAGCUUGUCUGGGGGAAAAACCAAUUACUAAUCAGGGUUUGCAUGUAACAAAAAGCCAAACCACGCAGCAGCAUAGCUAAGGAAAGGCACUCAAGCAGCCACAAUCUUCCCUCCAGGAACCUGGUUAUUUGCUUGUUUGCACGAAGCCUGGUUUGGCUUCCCAUAUGUACAAGUGAAGCCAGUAUCUUGUGAAUAUUGUAUAGAAAAUGCUGAUUAGGUAUUCAGGAAGAAACCGCUUUGGAGUUCACUUGAGUUAGGAAGGGUAAGAGUGGUAAAUUGAUGGGUUUCCCUGCCCCUUUUCCUGUAUUUAUAUUUGCAGUGGUCAUGGUAAUCUAUGUUAGACUAAAACCAGGGUGCAGUAUUUCAUUCAUAUUGGUCAAUUUUGGUAUAAAUGAAUGUGUCCAAAAAGGGCACAAGAAAUAUCUCCAGACACUUGGGCACCUAAAAAUCUGUUGUGGGCAGGAUAUCUGCUAUAGUGCACCACAACAAUUUCCAAAAUAUACUUCAAAGGUUGAAUUGUGGUAUUUGGAGAGAGUGAUAGGUGGGUGCACAGAUUACAGUUGCAUGUGCACCUGUCCUCAUUGGCUGAGAAGUUUGUGUUUAUUAUCUCACCAAACUAGGCAACUUUUUUCUCAGUUGUUGUUGUUGUUGUUAGAAUCUAUAUAUUGCCCUAUACCCAGAGAUCUCAGGGCGGUUCACAGAACAAGAUCAACAUAAAACACCACAAUCUAUAUAAUCAGUGCUUUUUUCUAAAAAAAAUGUUUAGGGGUACUCUCGUUUUCCUACUCAUAUUGAAAUACUGCCCCUCAAUGAGGCCAAAUUUAGAUUCACAAAAUGUGCACAGUAGUGGUAUGUGUACCCCUGCACCCCUCCAGAAAAAAGCACUGUAUAUAAUCAAAAUAAAAACAACAACCCAAUAACACCCACCCACCCCCCAGUUUACAUUUAUAUGUAAAUACUGCUCUCUCCGAGGUCUCUGGGUGCCAUUAAUCUGUACAAUGAGUGGGAAGGGGUGGUGGAAGAGGAGCUGCCAGACAUGAAUGUACUCUGCGCAUUGGCCCAAGGUGUGGGAAGGUUCAAAGAGAGAGUGUCACCUGUUACCUCAAAGUAGUUCAUAUGAAAAUGUUGCAUUUCUGAUUAUUUUGCUUUUCUCUUUUAGUCAACAGAUAAGCAACGGGCCCUAGAAGAAACCAAAGCAUAUACAACACAGUCUUUAGCUAGUGUAGCCUAUUUGAUCAACACCUUGGCCAACAAUGUUCUACAGAUGCUGGAUAUCCAGGCAUCCCAGCUUAGGCGUAUGGAAUCUUCAAUCAACCACAUUUCGCAAGUAAGAAAACUUGUUCUUUAUGUUUGUAUCAAGCACCUAGUGUGGUACGGUGGAUAGGAUGGGACCCAGAUCAUAGGGGGGGGGGCGGAUCUGAAUUCAGUCCACUAAAUGCAUUUGAUGACCUUGGACAAAUCAGCAUCUUCACAAGGUGGUUGUGAGGAUAAAAUUGUACAACCUUCAUGCGGUGGAAGGUUAGGAAUCUCAUAGAGAUGUUGCCACAGAUACAACUUGAAAAUAAUUUGACUUAUCAGUAUGAUCCGGAAAAACUACCUUAUUGCAGUUUGCAGUAGCAGGUCAAACUUUCUUAAAAAGUAAGAUGACUUGUUUUCUUUUUGCCUUCAAAUGGUGUUUAUAAUGAAGACAUUUUGGGGAAUAAUUCUAGUAGAUUGGGAAAAAAUCCAGGUGGCGUGCAUUUCUCCCCUUUUCUCCUGUUACCUUGACUUUUGUUAGUUUAAAAUCUUGAUCGUCUUUCUAAAAUUUGUAAUUUUGAUAUGCAUUAUUAAUGCAGGCAAGGGUAGUAUGGAGAAUGAAAUGUCUUUCUGCUAGGAAAUCGAUUACUCCUUUUUAAAUAUGAUAAAUGUUUGUCCUGGAGUGUUAAAAAAAUAAUAACAACAACUUCAUUGUGAAGUCUCAAUUCCACUUGCUUAACGCUGAAUAGGAAAAUUUCUUCAUAGCCUGCGUGUAAAGAGCUUUGAUUGGAGCAGACCUUGCCGUUCUCUAUUCUACAGUCUCUGUUAUAAAACAGUAUAUGCAUAAUGGGACAUGACUCAUGAAGGUUCCUAGCUGGGCUACAUGAAAAUUUCCAGUGUAACAUUAAUAUACACUGAUUAUUAUGAGUUAGUGAAGGUUAAAAGAUUUAAAUGUAAUUUGUGAUUGUGCACUGUAGGUCCCAGUUUUCAGAAUGUUUUCAGAGUGUUUUGUUUUUGUUUUCUGGAUACCCCUACUCUCUGGGAAAAAAAUAAUUAAAACAAUAAUUCUGGCCAGCUAAAAACUAUUAACUCAUUCAUGCAAAAUGUUGUAAAAUAUUGAAGUGGUAUGAUUUUAGUAGAGGAGAGUUAUGUUUAUAAAAUUUGUUAGAAUGUGCAAUGUAUUAAUAGUUUAAAGCAAGCUAAUAGAGCUUUAGUGAUAUUUGAAAAGCAGAUUUUGAAAAUUGAAACAUUAAAAAAUAUUUUUGAUAGCACGUGUGUAGAGAAUAAUUUCUUUGCCUUGGUGGUUUUUUAACGAGCUUUUAAAAGACUCUUAUUAUAACUUCAUCAAAAUAGAAGUCUGUACAUGACUGGAUAAAGGCAGUAUUGUUUUUCUUUUUUUGCUCAGUAAAAGAUGUAUAGCAAUUGCAUAGUAGCACUUUAUUUUUCUUCACUUUCUAAUCUGACUUGCCAGUUUCCUAAAUGACCAAUUGUGCCAGUGGCUUUCCCAUGCAGUAUUGUUCUCCACAUUCAAGUAUAAUUUGACCUCUAGUGAAAGUUGAUCUGUUGGAUCCUGCAAGGAAGCAAAGGCAGCAAAAACUUUUCAAGGGAGAUCCUGGUGGUUAAGCCCCAUUCAUGUUUUUUGCAUGAUGCCAUGUUGCAGAAUGAGUUCAGGGAAUGUCACCAGGUGAGACCCUCGUCUCCAUCUCCCACAAUGCAACCUGUUGCAAAGCAAAGUUGUAAUUGUUUGCUUGCUUAGCAGAGUCUUUCCUAGUAAUGUUUGGAAUGGCCUUUGUUGGUAGCAGCAUAACUGUAACCAUUUGUAUAACAUAAGGGGAGAUAGCUUUACGGAAGGAAUCUUCUGGGAUCCUAGGGCCUGGUGCUGAUAAUAAUAAUAAUAAUAAUAAUAAUAAUAAUAAUAAUAAUUUAUUACUUAUACCCCACCCAUCUGGCUGAGUUUCCCCAGCCACUCUGGGCGGCUUCCAAUCAAGUGUUAAAAACAAUACAGCAUUAAAUAUUAAAAACUUCCCUAAACAGGAUGAUCUACCACUUCUUCCUGUACAAACAUUGAGGCAUGAGCAGUAUGUGUGGUUCAUGUUUCAGGAAAUGACAUCUCUGCCAGGACAUCUGCUCAAGUUACUUUUUCCAACAAGAAAAUGAAAGCUGACAUUUGGGGGAAAUGUUUAUAAUGAGCCUGGUAAUGACCACAACAAUAUAUGCCAUCUAUCAGUCGUCAGAAGCAUCAGAGGCUAGCUUUUAAGUCUUGCUAUAUUUACUUGCUUACCGUAUUUUCCUGUGUAUAAGAUGCCCCCAUGUAUAAGACACCCCCUGUUUUUGGGGAGUCCAAAUUAAGAAAAACACCCCUUAGCACUACCCAUGAAUAAGACGAGCCCCAAUUUUAAACCUAAUUUUUUGUUUAAAAAACCUAGUCUUUUCCUGUACAUGGAAAAAUAUGGUAUAUAGCAUUAAUAGGAUGCUUUUAUGGUAACAUUCCUACUUAAUUCAGACAUUUUAGAUUCCCCCAUCCCAUUUAGGCAAAUAUGAAAAUACUGUACAGUAUAUCUGUAUAAACCAAAAAUUCUGAUAUUAAAUGAGAAUAAAUAUAAAUUCUAUUGGAACUUAGAGGAAAAUUAGAGGUAUUGUAAUGACACCGACUAGCUUGCUUAAUGUGUCUUAGAUAAAUUCAUUUUACCAGUCAUUAAUCUCUAAUAUUUUAAUUCUUUUAUGCUCGCAGACAGUUGACAUACAUAAAGAAAAAGUGGCCAGAAGAGAAAUUGGCAUCUUGACCACAAAUAAAAACACUUCAAGAACUCACAAAAUCAUUGCACCAGCCAACCUGGAGAGACCAGUUCGCUAUAUUAGAAAACCUAUUGAUUAUACAAUCCUAGAUGACAUUGGACAUGGGGUGAAGGUAAGUGGUAAUGUGGAAUAAUUCUGAUUUAUGAGUCUCCCUGUAUGUUUUCAGAAUGCAAAGAUUUGUAUGCAGGACUCCUUCCCUCUCCCAAAUGGCAGCAUGGUCAUUUUUACUGAACUAUUAUUCCUUCUGUAUCUCAGUCUUUAAAAAACAAAACCCCCAGCCUCCCUGCUUUUCUGGCUACUUGUGAUAUCUGUAUUUUGAGAAAUGGGUAGAAGGCUUUCACCAUGGGAAAGAAAGCAUUGGGUGCCAUUCCCUUCCUUUGGAUUUGGUUGUCAAACAGUACCUUUGUGACAACCGGCUAUGCCCCUCUCCCUUUUCUGUUUGCAUGUCCCAGAUGUUGUCAUGACCCAGAUAUAAUGCCACCAUGUGUGUGGCAUUGGCCUCCAAGAUCAAAUACAAUUUCCAGAUUUGCAUGAGAUGCAAAAUCUAGGGACUAGCUUCCCGUGUGUCUGUUCUGGGAAUUUUUAAAUCUCGAGAAUAAAUAAAAAUAAUAGGGUUCAGUCUGCAUGUAGUUCUAACAGCCCUUGUAGCUGAGUCUAACAUAUGCUAAAUUGUGAAUCGAGUUACAUGUGCAGUUUGUCUGCUUGUUUUGUGCAGAUACACAUCUGAUUGCAUGUUCAAAUUUUGUUCAGAUUCUUGCAUGUCUUUUCCUAAAGUACCCUUUCCCUGUGGUAUUAUUGCAAUUCGUUAGGCAAAUCUCAAGAGUAAUGUGAAUAAGAAUGAUUUGCAAGGCUUACAGCCAUUCAGUCAGAACUUUGCAGCAAGAUAAUGGCAUAGUGGCAUGCCAUUUUAUUUAUUUCCUUGGGAAUUAUUUGAGCUUGCAGAGAAAUAAAUUUGUAGUGCAACCCUAACCAUACCUACUCAGAAGUAAGCCCUAUAGAAUUCCAUGGGGCUUACCCCCAGGUAAGUGGGGUUAGGAGUGCAGCCUUAGUUACUCAUUUGAUGACUCCUGAACUACAGGCAUUACAUGCCUGUUUACAUUUCAAAAAAGUGGAGAUAAAUCUCAUCAGUGAAGCCAUAAUGAACGUUUAAGUACACAAAUAUAUUCCAACAUUCUUCACUUGGAGGCAAGUGCCACUUUAAUUAGUUAACUUCACUGAAAAUGCACAAUUUUUGAACAAGUACUAGUUUUAAAUAUUGAUGAUUUUGAAACCUAUUCUAUAGUGCCUUUUAAAAUGCAUGUCUAUAAGCUUUUCAGAUUCUUAUAAAGCUGAAAUUGCUGUACCAGUUACAUUAAUGUUUACCCUUGGAGUGCAGAAAAUGUAGUGUCUCUUUGAUUUAUGGAGUUACAUUCUCUUUUCAGCAGUGUAAAUAUCAAGGAGACAAGUAGUGCAUGCACACUGUAUUAUCUGAAAGGGAAAUUCUGAAUAAAAAAACUUUUGAAGAAGAAAGAAAAAUGCAUAAACAGUAUUUACAGUGUUAUACUAUCUUUAAUCAUUAAAGCUUUAAAAAUGUGGUAAUCAGUUGAAGAGCUCUUUAAGUAGUCAAAUAAAACCUAAUACUGAUAUUUAGAGAUUUUAGUUCAAUUCCACUCUGAAUUAGCUGCUCUGCAUAUUUUUUUGUAAAAACAUAACAUUAAAAAACCCUUGGUUUUUACAGUUAUGAUACAAAUAGAUUAUUUGUAAUCGCUUCAUGAACAAUCUGGUUUUAAAGGUUAUUUUGAAAAAAAAAGUUCUGCAGAGCAAUGAUAUAAACCAUGUCUAUGAAAACCUUUUACAGAAGUUACUUUUUGUUAGCUACAUCUCACAAGUAGAGUGAAUAAGCUGGACCCAUGACUGGGUUAUCAAGCAAAAUUGAUGGGUUUUAAUUUAAUAAAUCAAAAAUUGUAAUGUGUAUAUUUAAUCAAGUAGUGUAUGCAGUUCCAUGAAACCUCCUUUAAUGAUGUUAGGUUAAACAGCAGAAGGCUUGUGAGAACAUCUAUAUUGGGUAAAGUUUGGUCACACUCAUUGUCUCUGGUAUUGAAUGGGAGUUGUGAAAUAUGCCACACAUAUAAUUAAAAAACCUGAAAAUUGUUAUUUCUCAAUUGGUUGAAAUUCGUACAUGCAGUAGUAAGAUUUGCUUCAUAUUACUCUAAAUAAUUUUUUUAACUUAGUCCAUGUAGAAAUAAGAUGUUGAUUGCCAGAGGUUCUUUCAUGGGUGGGUUAAUAGUGGCUCUCUAGCUGUCUCUCAUGAAAUAGUGUUUGAAACAUUGAGUGCUGACCUUGGAGUUAAUAGUGUCUUAAGAUGGUUCUAAUAGUGGCUUUAUAAAUUUCAUCUCGAAAACCAUUACAUAUUCUGCUUUAAUCACUCUUUCUAUGAUCUACUGAUACAUUAUUUUGUUGAUGCUAAAUGCUUAACUUCUUUCUUUUUUCCCCCUUCUCUCUUCAUAUCCUGAAAUUUCAACUAACCUUUCAAUGCUUUUCUUCCUUACCUCUUUUAUUUGCUUCAUUUAUGCAUUAAGUGGUUGCUUAGAUUUAAGGUAAGAAACGACAGGGCUGAAUUUCAUUCUUAUUCUUCAGACUAUUACAUUCGGGGAGAGUGAUAAUUUCUGGUGGGUGGGAUGGGAGGGAAUACCGCCUUGAACACUAUUCUUUGGUCUUAAAACAUUUUUUAAAGCAUAACAAAAUGAUGAUCGUAAGGAUCUGGAUAAUGGAUGAUUUUCAUGAUAAAAAAAAAUAUACCGUAUUUUUUGCUCUAUAAGACUCACUUUUUCCCUCCUAAAAAGUAAGGGGAAAUGUGUGUGCGUCUUAUGGAGCGAAUGCAGGCUGCACAGCUAUCCCAGAAGCCAGAACAGCAAGAGCGAUUGCUGCUUUCACUGCACAGUGAUCCCUCUUGCUGUUCUGGCUUCUGAGAUUCAGAAUAUUUUUUUCCUUGUUUUCUUCCUCCAAAAACUAGGUGCGUCUUGUGGUCUGGUGCGUCCUAUAGAGCGAAAAAUACGGUAUAUUUGUGACCUCUGAUCUCCCCCUGUGUAAUGAUCUUUUUAUCCUAUAUAUGAUGUGAUUUGAUUACUUUUAUGAAUAGUGCUUGAAUUUGCAAGCUUGCCUGUCUUGAAAAAUCAAAAGUAAUGUGGGGCAUGAUUCUUUUAUGAAAAAGUGAUGUUUACCAGCUAGCCAUUCACAGCCCACUUCUGGGACUGCCAAACCUGCUAGGAAAUACGUAUAGUACUUACGUUACACUGUUAUUGCAAGUCAGUACACUGGCACAAAUAGCUGUGCUCAAAUAAAAAACUUAAACUAUAUUGUGAGACUGCCCUUAUUCACAUGGAUUCCCCCACACUUUGUAGCUUUGAACAGUAUUAGGAAGAGCUUAACAUUUUUCUCAGUGUUAUCAUGCUUGAAUACAUUCAUUCAUGUCAUGGUGUUUGCAGUCCAAAGUUACAAUAUAGAAAAAGAUGGGCAUGCCUAAAUUCCAUUGGAAAUCAGUCUGAUUGAAAUCCUUGAUGGUAUUUAAUCUGUGAUCCGACUCCUUUAGAAUUGCAUCCAAAGACAUUUUAAAAAUUCAGUUACUUUUAAGUGUGCUCAAGGGUUUCCUGCAUGCAGUGGGUUUCUGGUUUUUUAUUGGAACAACAUAUUCUUUCCAGUCCUUGACAUGUCAGGAAUUAGUUGUUGUGCAACCUAUCUGGCUUGCCAGCUUGGAAAAGCACAUUGCAGAUCCCCCUGAGCACAUGGAGCUAAUUGUGUAGCUCCCAUUGGAAAAGCAGUGGAAGAUUUUGAAAUCCGGUUGAAACUAAUUAGAAAUGUAAAGAUCAGGUAAUUGAUUGUUCACGAUGUUUAAUUAUACUAAUAAUUAAAAUGUACCGUAUUUUUCGCUCUAUAAGACGCACCAGACCACAAGACGCACCUUUUUGGAGGAGGAAAACAAGAAGAAAAAAAAUUCUGAAUCUCAGAAGCCAGAACAGCAAGAGGGAUCGCUGCGCAGUGAAAGCAGCAAUCACUCUUGCUGUUCUGGCUUCUGGGAUAGCUGCACAGCCUGCAUUGGCUCCAUAAGACGCACACCCAUUUCCCCUUAUUUUUUAGGAGGGAAAAAGUGAGUCUUAUAGAGCAAAAAAUACGGUAAUUUAACAAAAGGCAAGCUUCUUCAAGUUUGGAAAUGUGGAACAUGCUUUCCGGUGUCAUGAGAAACAACUGUGAUGGGGAAGAAUUAAGCCAAACUCGGGUUUAGGAAAUGAAAUUAUGCCUAACUUGCUCUGCAUACACAAAUUAUUUCCAGCAGCUUCAUAUCUUAGCUUAGAUGAGAGAUUCUUUAAGGAUAGGGAAAAAAUAGCUUCUCAUAAAAAUGGAUCAACAUUGCACAAUUCCUCCAUCUUAAAUAUUUCUGCAUAUGUGUUUACUGCUUUCCAACAUCAGUUUAGGAGUUUGAGCGUAGGUGCUCAGUUGGAACUGAAGUAGCAAGCAAGCAGCAUUUCUUAUCCCUUUUUCUGAGGAUAGCAUUUCAUCACUGGCAUUCAUAGACAUUCUAAGAAUGCUAUGAAGAAUAAUUCUCCUUUUUGUUUUGUUAAGAGCUGAAUUACCAUAGAAUCAUACAGUUGGAAGGGACCAGUAGGGUAAUAUAAUCCAGCCUCCAACAGUGCAGGAAUCGUUUGCCCAACAUGGGGCUCAAACCCAUUGAGACUAAGAGUCUGAGCUAGACUGAGUGGAAUUAUCCAUAUGAAAUUGCUGUUAAAGUCCAGCUUGGAACAUGUGUCUUCAACACCCAUGCUUAUUAAUUAACCAACCCAUAAUCUAGCCAGUGUAUCUAUACUUGCUGCCAUCUUCUGUCAGUGAUUGACAGAUAUCUGCAGCUAGUUUAAAAAGCAGCCAACACUAGAAUCAUUAAUGGAUCCCUUAUCCCUGGCUCCUAGAUGCCUACUUAAUAUGUUGUCUUGCAUUACUUUAAGAAUAUAAUCAGAUUUCAGGAAGAGCAACCUAUCAGUCUUCAGAAGGUAGUUAAGAAGCCAUUUAAUGGUCUAUGGAGGAUACUUUUAAGAAUGUGUUAUAGCUAACUGUUGUCAUUUAGGAAAGAUGCCAGUCUUACUUAGGAGUAAGUACUAUUGAAGUCAGUGGGACUUGCCGCUAAGUAACAUAUAGUGCUACCAAUGCAUAUUGACAUAGUUGCAUCUAGGAUUCUAGUUGACUGAACACAGCAUGGUAUAGAGUUUUGAACUUGGAUCAUAGACAUCCAUGUUCAAAUCUUCACUCAGACACAAAGCUAAUUCCGUCUCCUUGGGGCUGUCAAACUCUUUCACCUUCAUCCGCUUCGCACAGGGUUCUUGUGAGUAUAAUAUGGGGUAAUUUCUGUGGAUGCUUCCCUGAGGUCCUUGAAUGGGUAGCAUGCAAAUGUGAGGCAAUGAUUGAAGGUGAUAAAAAUAUAUAUCUGAUGUAACUGACCAUGGUAAGGAGCUCUCAGCCCCCAAAGCAGAUAUGCCACUCUCACCUUAGUUUUCCAAGUAUCUUUUAGCUGAAAAUGGCAAAUCCGUUUGUGUGCCCAUGCCCUUAACUGGUAUAAAUUUUGACAAAAGGGGGUGCUAAUGCGGAAAGGGACUUCCCCUUGAUAUAUUUAUUUAAUUCCAUUUAUGGACCAAUAAAAACAUUCCACUACUAGGCUGACUGCAGAGGCGUACACAUUCUGCAUUUCCAAGUGUUGGGCCUCCUCAAAUCCUCAAAAUCCAAGUGGCCAAUAUGAUGCCCUGCAGAUGUUGUGAACUACAACUCCCAUCACCCUGUCCAUGCCAGCUGGGGGUUGGGAUCUAACAACCCCUGGGGAGUAGCUUCUCAGAUGUAGCCGCUUUUUGUGUGCACUGGAGCACAUAUGUAUUGUUUGUCAGGUGUUGCAAUUGAACCAACCCCGUGCGCAGAUCCUUUGUUCCCUUUGCCAGGUUCAUGGUUUUGGGUGAAGUAGGAAAGCCUCAGCAGUUGUACAGACCUUUUCCCCUACUCCUCAUGCUUGGCCACUUCCUUGACUUGGGUGAGAGAAGAGGGGCUUCUGUGGGGAAAGGAACCCUUUCCCUCUGUCCCGGACCCUGGAAGCAGAAGGGUCCAUUGGAAAUGUUCCUCCCGCACCCCCACUGUUUACACUAAUGCAAAACACCAACCUAAAAUCUGCAGGGUAUGCUUGAAGGCCACUUUGAUACCUAUUGCGGAAGAAUUUGUAUUUGCUGCUGCCUACACCACACACACAUUUAGUGAGGAAAUGCUGUUUCCAUUGUUUCAGCAGUGCUUUCCUCCUUAAUAAUUCUGCAUGACAUGCGAGCAAUAUUAGAUUAUUGCGAGCGAGCUCCUAAAGCAGUUGGGUGAAGGAGAGAUGAUGUUUUGAAUUUUAAUCAAGAGAAAUAUUAAAAAAAAGUGUAAUUGACAAAGACUGUUCUCUGUUUGUUGAAGCUUCACAGUUCAUUCUGAAGAUAAAUUAAGAACCUCUUCUUUCUCUCCCCUGCUUUCCAGUUAUUGAGUUCGGGAAAAUACAUAUAUAUUUGGGAUACUUAAACAAUUUUGCAGCUUAUUUUUCCUUUCAUUGCUUGUUACACCUCUGUCGGCUCUUAAUUUUCUGAACUAAGUAGUAGAGCUGAGUACAAGAAAAUGUGGCUAUGUAUGUUUUGUAAAAGAUUCCAUCUUUUUGCAUCCUCCUUGAGGGUGUUGAUUCUUUAAUCUUUUCAUUUGCACAGACUUUCCCCCCCUUUUACCCCUAGCUUCUUGCCAAUCUGGAUACUGUUAAAUCAAAGCCGUGUAAUGAAAAUGGCAAACAUCUUAGUCAUAUCUGGCUUCUAAAAUAGCCAUGUAAAAUCAAAGUUGCUUCUCUUUUAAUGUCAGGCAUAUGUGCCACAAUCCUGAAACCUUUUCAGCGAUGCUAAGGGUUUAAUCGUCCCCACAGAAACUUUUGCUUUCUUUUCUUAGAAGUCUAAAAUAUCUUGUCAUUUAACAAGCUGCUUCUGAAAAUCCUCGUGUCAAAAUCAGUUUGUGUGUUGUGGAGCUGUUAUGCUUUAAAACCCAAGCUCCAAACACAACAGGGUUUAUUGUUCCCUAGAUUGUGAUCACGGAAAUAAAAUUGAAUAUGGUGGGUUUCCUUCCUUUGCACUUGCAUCCUAAAAUGACACACAUGUGAUACUGCUUACAUUUUGUAAUCUAUAUUAGCUUUUUUAAGGCUUCUUAACUUGUUGCAGUGUUCACAUUCAUGCUAAAAGUGGCCACAUGAGUUUUUCCUCUUUAUGUGUACAUGCUGAUGAUCUGUGGCCAAUCAUGGCUCCUGUUGUAGCAGAGUGAUUAUAUCUGCUUCAAAGACAAUGGCAUACUUUGAUUGUGUGAACUAGCUCUCAACCUAUUUUAAGAUAAAUUCUUGUUCUGAAUGCUGUGAUUUUUGUGUGGAAACCCCACAAGGUCACAGAAAUUUUCAUUGCACCUCUGGCGGAGGACAAAAGCCCAGUGAUUGUGAGAGGUUGAGUCACACGCAAUCCUAAAAGAAAAAUCAUGGAGUUUACCAUAUUUUUCCGUGAAUAAGACUAGGUCCCCCCCCCCCGCCCAAAUAAUGUCAAAAAUCAGUGGGUGUCUUAUACAUGGAUAGUGCAUAGGGUGGACUGGCGAUUGGUUGUUGCACCCCAAAUAGGGGUUGUCUUAUACAUGGGGGCGUCUUAAAGACAGAUUUUUUUUAAAAAAAUUUUUUUUUACUAGCUUGCCUUUUAGUGUGUAUCGAACCUGGAUAAAUAUUUCCAUGCCUAGUAGUGAAUCUUGGAUAGUGUAUGUAGAAAAUGCAGUGUAGUGAACUCAAAAAUUUAUCCAGAAGAAAAAGUGUAGGCAUGUUAUUUAGCUGCAUUUAUACAACCAUCCUGUAACAAUCAUAUGGGUCAGUUAUUGGGGACAGACAGACAACUUUUGGAUCCAACUUUGAAAUUUGAAAACUUAGUUUUCCCAGAUUCAAAGAUGCUCUACCUCAUGCUCCACGAUGUGGUGGGCGAUCCUGUCUUGUAAAAGUGUUGCUUUUUAAAAUAUGAAAUUUUAGAUUCAUAGUCCAGGGAUGAGGUAGUUUUCCUAGCAGCGCGCAGACAUACACACACGCACACACAAGCUCUUUCCAUACACAAACACAAGUAUUAGUUUUCCCAUGUUUGUGAUUUACGUGGAAACAAGCAGUGAAUUUUUUUCUUUUUUAAAAAAAUCAACCCACUGUGAUGCUGAUGAACACAAAACAUUAAAUUAUUCAUGGCUUGCAUUUGCAGCAUCGUAAAUGUAAUUUGUCAUCAGCAUCUCAUGAAACAGAUCAAUAAAAUGGCUACCAAUCCUAAAAAAACGAGGUGAUCUAUGACAGAAAUAACUCUUGGUGAUAUAGUCUUUUUUGCACAAAAUGUCACUUUUUCUUUUUCUUUUUAAAAAGGCCAUAUUUUAUUAGGGUGGUGUUGCAAGUGAAGCUUCAUUUCAUAUAUGAAGCUGAUUUAUGAAAGUGCUUAGUGCAGAUAGAAAGUGUCCAAAUAGAUAUUUUGGGGGAAAAAAUCUUUUGGGAAAGGCUGCAGUGCUUAAACUAUAAAGCUGAAAGACCAGGCUUCCUCAACCUCGGCCCUCCAGAUGUUUUUAGCCUACAACUCCCAUGAUCCUUAGCUAGCAGGGCCAGUGGUCAGGGAUGAUGGGAAUUGUAGUCUCAAAACAUCUGGAAGGCCGAGGUUGAGGAAGCCUGUGAAAGACUGUAUGGGACCAGCACAAGUGCCCUUGAAUGACAAGGACGAAGGGUUCAGAAACAGCAAUAUUCCUACUGCUACACUGGCUUCUGUUACUUCAGAGUAGACUCUUUUCAGCAGAAUGAGAUAUUCACCAAUACUUGGCCAGGUCUUUGCAUCCCUCUUGGGAAGUGAGGAUACCAGAUUAUUUCUUAAAUUGAGCUUUUAGGAUUCCCCCUUGUGCUUUUGUAAUACGUGGUGUAAGGGUUUCACGUUACGUAUAACUCAUUCCCUGUCCUAGGCACAUCUGAUAGCUUCAUAGACACUGCAGGUUGGUGGCGGGCCACCUCUUGCCUACCCCCACAACCACCCCGAAGUUGCUGGGCCCAAACUCCCAUCAACCCUAGCUAGCACUCUCUAGUUGGUCAGGUGAGAGGAGAGUUGGAAUCGAAUGACACCUGCAGAGCUGCAGGUUCCCCACCACUCAGUCAACAAGAAACAAGUGGUUUCCUGAAGUAUAAAGUGCUUUUGAGAGACACUUCAUGUGUUGUGCUGUGGCAGAGUUGCAUUUGCUACCGCUAGAAUGUGUAGCCGGGGUGCCGUAGCCAAACCCCUAGGCACGUCCUGGACACAUGCAAUACAAAUGUAUUUUUAAACUUUAUGUAUUAUAUAGUUCAGGGAUAUAUUGUGGCCCUCCAGUUGUGGUUGGACUACAACUCCCAUCAGUCCUAGCCAGCAUAGCCCAGUGGUCUGGAGUCGUAGGCAAAUAAUAUCUAGAGGGCCACAAGUGAACCACCCCUGAUUUGUAUUAUAAUACAUAAAGUUUGGAAACCCAUUUGUCUUUCAUUUAUUUCAGUAAAAUAUCUCAUUUGUAUUUCUAGGCUGCAGUUCUAAACCUACUUUCUUGGGAACAAACCACAUCAAACCCCGUGAGCAGACAUGGGCAGGAUUUGCAUAGCUAGAAAUGCAGUGAGGGAAAGGAUGUUGCCUUGAACCUAGUAAGCAAAGUUUGCCUUGGAAUAGGCACACUUUCCUUGUUGCUGGUGAUUGGAAGUUAAAUGUGAUGGUCUAAAGGCACAUGCAGUCAGAACAACUCUUAAACACGCCAUAGAACCACAAGUCCUUUGAGCACAUCUUAACUAUUGUAUGUAGAAAUUGCACAUAGGUGCAUGGCCACUGGGGCUUCUACAUCAUUAUUAUUAUUAUUAUUAUUAUUAUUAUUAUUAUUAUUGCACAUUCCCCUGCUUUUUUAAUGUUGCAGAUCAGUUCCCAAAGGAUUCUUAAUUUAUUCUCAGUCGUUGACCUGAAGAGUUUAGUGAGGUUUGCUUUUCUUCCCAUUGCCUCUCAUGCAGGUUAGUACACAGAAUAUGAAAAUGGGUGGCCUGCCUCGUACCACACCACCCACCCAGAAGCCACCCAGUCCGCCAAUGUCAGGGAAAGGAACGAUUGGGUAAGUACAACUUCAUGUGCAUUGGAAAGGGGGCAGGGUGCAAAAAGGGAAGGUAAAAAUCCUUUCUUGCUUUUACUAUUGCUUCAUGGCUCAUUAGUGCCUCAAAAUGACAUUGUGGGCUUUGGAGGUGUCUUGUCUCUCUCCCCUGUAGGCAGAUAGCACAUUCAUAGCAUCCCCAGGAGGUGGAAAUAAUGGUUGAAUAUAGUUUCUUUUGGCAGGAGCCUUUUGGGCUUUUGUUUGUAGAGUAGCUCUACACUGCUGUACCUAGAAAAAGUAAUGGCCCUGAUUAUCCUGUAUGACAUGAACAGAGAAAUUUCAUGGGCCCAGUUAGGUCCGCUGAGAAGCACGGCACCAGCAUGUGGAGUGUUCUUAUAGGCUCAGUAGAGUCCCAUUUUCUCUCUUCCUCUUCUGACCAACUAAGUGUGCAGGCACAUCGCAGGCACCAUGAUAGACCAGCGAUUGGACCAGGAACUCUCUGCAUGCUUCCCCAGUCUGCCCUCUCUUCUUAAUGCAAGUCACUGAUGCACCAGAGCAGAAGUCACUUACUUUGAGAGGAGAGGGAGAGCUGGCUGGGGACAUGGGCGGCAUGCAAAGACCUCUCUUGUUUGGCACCGCCUUCUUGUGCACCGUGAAGGGGGAGUAGGAAAAUUGGGCUCUGUUGUGCCCAAGGGAAUCCUUCACAGGCGCUGCCCCGGCGGUGGACUGGAUCCUGCCCUGUGCAUUUUCAAUAUGAACAGUAAGCAGGAGUUCUACACUGCCUUGCCCAAAGCUGUUUGGUGUAUUUCAUUGUCUGAAAUUGCUUCCAUACAUAUGUUUUUCUUGUGUAGGCGUCACUCUCCCUAUCGCACACUGGAGCCAGUGCGUCCUCCAGUGGUACCAAAUGACUAUGUACCUAGCCCUACCCGUAAUAUGGCUCCCUCGCAACAGAGCCCUGUUAGGACAGCUUCUGUGAAUCAGAGGAAUCGCACUUACAGGUAUUCAGUCUGCUCCUGCACAAAAUAUUAACAAUAAUUAAGACACAUAACACAGCUUUAUAGUGAUCUGCUUUUAACCCCCCCCUCCUCCCUCCAACCCUUCACUUAGAACUUCAUAAAUUCAUGUGAUUUCUUGGGAAAUCCAUUGGGAGUUAGAGGGAAACCAUGCUCUUUAUGCUACAUGUUGUAUAAUGCGAAGUUGUUUGUCUAGGAAGAGUUUUUUUAAAAGAUACACAAUUUGCUUGCCGAAUUGUGUAUUGUAGCAUAUGAAGUCUUGAAUAGAACUGUAUCCUGUUUGUUUGUUUGUUUGUUUGUUAUAACUUCUAUUUAUUUGCCUCUCCACCAUAAGACGGUCAUGGUCGUGCACUAUUUCUAAAAUGUGGUGUCUACAAAUGAGGGUGAUGCUGUCAUGAGCCUUUAUUGUUACUUCCCACUAAGUUCUGAAACUUGAGAUUCCAUGCUGAAUAGACAUUUAUUAUUAUUAUUACUAUUAUUAUUAUUCCUAAACCUGUAGAUGAGACUUUGGUGCCUGUGAAAAUGUUGGUAACAUAAAAUAGAUAAGAAACAUGACUGAUUUAAUUCCUUUAUGUGGAUUUGCAGAAGUAAUGUAAAAGCUGGGAAAAGGCCUUGGCCUAAGAUAGGUCUGCACUAAGGAAAUUGAUCUGCAGAACAGAUUAGCCCUGGCCAGCAUAAAAUGUAAUGGUAUGUUGGUGAGAUUUCAUGGUGUCAUGCCAAAAACUAUUUUAGGCCUAAGCGUUUUUACUUGUGGAGUAUUAAGCAAUGCAGAUAAAACCAACCUCCUUCUAAUAUUGGCCCUUUGCCCAUUAAGAGUUGAUAUUUCUAGGGUCCUGAAAGCCAUCUCCUAUAAUCUAGCAGGCAGCUGUUACUCGUCAGUGAUGUACCCUGAUUUUAGCUUGGACAUAGGGGGAAAAACGGCAGCACGCCUUUCUUUGUCCCCAAAAUUGCGAAGUUUAGCAAUCUGCGUGUGCCUGGCAUGGAAUGGAAUAUGGAUGCCUUUGUGGUUUGUUUGUUUUUAUAUUAUUUCUUUAGCAGCAGCGGGAGCAGUGGAGGGAGCCAUCCUAGCAGUAGGAGCAGCAGUCGAGAGAACAGCGGAAGUGGAAGUGUGGGAGUCCCUAUUGCUGUCCCUACUCCGUCCCCUCCCAGUGUGUAUCCAGGUAAAUCCUCUUGGGUUUGGGCGAUUCCUUGGUAAUGGCAAUUAUCUGUAAGCUGCUUUGAGUCCUGUUGGGGGAAAGGCGAUGUUUUACAUUGGAUAAGUUGAAAUCCUCCUCCCAUUCCCCACUCCGUUUUUGCUGCGUACCUAAGGGGUAACCCUUUCCCUACAUAAACAUUUUUCUACCUAUCCUUCCCCCCCCCCCCCCGCUGCUGCCAUUUUUGGGGCUAGAGUUUUAAGCGUUUGUGGAACGUUCCGCACAAAAUACUCGAAAGCUUUUCUAAUCCUUGCUAACCGUAACUCCUUAUUAACUCCUCCUCUUCCUCCUCUUUUCACGUAGCCCCUGCCAGUUCUGCUGGCACUUCUCCCCUUCCUGCUACUUCUGCCCCUGCUCCCACUCCUCUCACUCCUGCAACUGCCCCAUCCUCUGCCGCCCCAGAUGCUGCUGCCGCUGCUGCAGGGGCUCAGCCCCUUGCCGAUGGCUUCACAUCUCCAACUCCCCCUGCUGCUUCUUCCACUCCUUCCGCAGGUGAGUUUCAGCUCUUCCUCUUGAGGCAGGUCAGCCAAGAUGCAAUAGCAGCCUAAGACUGGUUUUGUUGAGUACUACAGAUUCACAGAGUUUCCUAUGCUUGUGUGGUUUUCAUUGGGAAAGCGUGGCAUUUCGUUUUCCAUCGUUUCAUCAUCUUUCUCAGCUGCUGAAAGCACCUUGUUAUACUGAAUUGCUUGGCUUGCUGUGUUUCUUUGUGCGUUGUUUUCAAAAUGCCCCUUUGUCUACCCUACCGUCUAUCUCGGUUAUUUCGAUCCAAGCAUUAUUCUGACAACCGCACAUUAUUGACUUACCAUACUUUUCCGUGUAUAAGACUAUGUUUUUUUUCUUUUCAAAUCAUGGUAAAAAGUGGGGGUUGUCUUACACAUGGGUAGUGCAUAGGGUGGGCGUUUGAUUGGUUGCUGCUGCGGCUGUCAUCUGCUAUUGUGCGUAUGAUUGGUUGCUCCAUCAAUGGGUGGUGUUGAUUGGCUGACGCUUUGGCAGUUGGGCGGGUGAAUUGCAGCUGCUGCCGGCGAUGGGAGGCAGAUUUUGCGAUGCAUAUGGGUGAGCUAUUUUCGGCAAUUCCCCCCUAAAAAAAGCUCAACAAUGCUGAGCAAUCCUCUGCAAAAAGCUCAAUGACUCUGUGCCAUCUCACCUCAUUUUCUUAAAUUUGAGUCCCCCAAAAUAGGGGAAGUCUUAUACACGGGGGCGUCUUAUAGACGGAAAAGUAUGGUAUUUGCGGCUUGUUUCAAAAAACCAAGUUCAACAUUUUGUAGGUAACAUUGUAUCAGAAACUCAUUGCUUGGAAUCAUGGUUGUAAAUCUUAAGUGAUGGCAGUGUGCAAGGCAGUUUAAUAUUUAGAGGGAGCAACUGAUUUACAAGUAACAAAAUAGAUUUUUCAGGUUUAAUUGAUUAACCUUUUAGGGGAAAAUAUUGCUGUACUCUAGACUUUACCAAGGCACUGCUUUCGGAUUUGAAAGUUGAGGCGGGGGGCAAGAGACCACCUGAAACAAGCAGCAUAGUUCUGAGACUGGUGAAACCCAUUCAGACUUGGAGCAGCUCACGGCCAACUCUUACAUGGAUAUUUGCUAUUUGAUUUUGCUAUUUGAUUAUUUUGCAGUUUUUUUGGCUUUGCUAAACAUGUGUUCCCUUUCCAUUCAAAAGUAUUAUGGAUGUAAAAGUUUCUGCUGCGGUGGUUCGUUCCAACAUGUUGGUCAUCAAGUGGUGAACGUGCAUAUAGGAACUAAACCUUAGUUGAGUUACUCUGGAAAAUCUGGCAGAGCACACUGUGGUCGUGUACUUGUUUCAUGUUUCUGUCAGCUUCUUUGAGAGCUAAUGGAGAAUCAGCUCAGAGACCUCCUUUUCUAAAAUGCUGGGUAGAAUGCUACCAUUCUGCUCUGCCCCAUAUUCAUCUUAACAGGUUUCCUUUGAAGUGUAAUUUAAGGUAUCCCGUCGUAUGUGCCUGCUAUGUCAGCUGAAUUGCUUCGUUUUCAAAAACAUAACAUUGUAGGGUUUGUGUUAAUGCCGAACCUCUGAAUCAUCUGAGCAGCUUUUAAAGCAUGUGAAAAAAACACACCAGUGGGUUGUUUCCAAAGCUGUCUUCCCACAAGCAGAGUAGACUUGCAGUUAUGCAGUGGAAUUUCACCUUCCUCUCUUUACCACUGCAGCCUCUCUUUCACACCUCAAAUUUGCUCUGGAGGUUUGGGGGACCCGUUGGACUUGGGUUUUUUUUUUUGCGGGGGUGGGGUGGCAAGAAGCGGCAAGGAGGAGGUAGGAAAGAUGAAGACCCGGUGUGUGAGCCAAAGGUCUACUUAAGCAACAUUGGGUUCCACCCUUUGUGUGCAAACGUCGAUUUAGAUAAAGCUGAAAUCUAUCUAUCUAUAUAGAUAGAUAGAUAGAUAGAUUUCUUUAUUGAAAGUUAAAUACUACAGUCAUACCUCAGGUUACAGACGCUUCAGGUUGCGUUUUUUUGGGUUGCGGACCGCUGAAACCCGGAAGUACUGGAAAGGGUUACUUCCGGGUUUUGGCGGUCGCACAUGCACAGAAGCACUAAAUCACGCUUUGCGCAUGCGCAGAAGCGCCGAAUCACAACCCGUGCGUGCACAGAGCUCCACUGCAGUUUGCGAACGCUGUGGGCGCGAACGUGCAUCCUGCACGGAUCACGUUCGCAACCCGAGCGUCCACUGUACAUAACCAUAUACAGUGGUACCUCAGGUUACAUACGCCUCAGGUUCCAGACUCUGCUAACCCAGAAAUAAUACCUCGGGUUAAGAACUUUGCUUCAGGAUGAGAACAGAAAUCGUGCUCUGGUGGCACAGCGGCAGCUGGAGGCCCCAUUAGCUAAAGUGGUGCUUCAGGUUAAGAACAGUUUCAGGUUAAGAACAGACCUCCGGAACGAAUUAAGUACUUAACCCGAGGUACCACUGUAUGUCCACCAAGCAUGGCAAGACGAAAUAAAAGAGAGAAAAAGUAAAAGAGAAACAGCACCUGUGUAGAAGGGAAAGUAAAGGGGGGGGACCCAAAAUUGUAGACUUUACAAAGUUGUUAUUGUACCUCACCAAAUCUUGACCUAUUACAGUACUUGUAAGAAUGGAUUCCAAAUAUCAUUGAAUUUGUCCAUGGCAAGUCUGCGUUUAUAUGCAAGUUGUUCAUAUGCCGCGAGUUUGUAUAAGUCUUCAAUCCAAUCAUAGAAGGGAGCCACGUUUUUAUUUUUCCAAUUCAUCAGUUUCAGUCUUUUCAAUUCAUCAGUUUCAGUCUCAUAUGAAGCGGAAAUCUUUAUGUGAAAAGGCAGGAUUCAGCUUUAACAUUUUUGUCCUUAUCCUGACACUUUUCUCCCUUCCGAAACAGGUCAUCCUGUUCAGUUCUACAGCAUGAACAGACCUGCUACUCGACACACCCCUCCGACAAUAGGGGGCUCUUUGCCGUACAGGCGUCCUCCUUCCAUCACUUCGCAGAACAGCCUUCAAAACCAGGUGAACGGAGGACCCUUUUAUAGCCAGAACCCAGGUAAGAUGCACUGCAGUGAAAAUCAGUACUCUAACCCACCAACAAAAAUGCCAGUGUUGUGGUGCCUUUAAAGAUCUAACCACAUGUUGUCGUGAUGAUGAAUAAUUCGACCUUUACCUUAAAAUCCUAAAUAUUAAUCUCUGAUUGCAGGGAAGGGGGGUUGCCUUUCUUUGAUAAAGUAUUAUAUUUGAAAUGUGACUGUUUUGGUAAUUUAUCAGUUUGUCUGCACUUUCUGCAUUUUAUUUUCCUCUGGCCUCACUGUUUACAAGCGCCCCCCCCCCAUUCCCCGCCCAAGCCAUAUACUUGUAACUUGAGAUAACACUUUAUUCAUCUGAAGUGGAAACUUAUGCCAUGAAAAGGUUAGUCUUUAAGAUGCCCAAAGUCUCGGUGUUUUCUGCAACAGACUAACAUGGUUAUCCCUGAGACAACAUUUUGUUUCCCCUCACAGUUCUUAGUUCAGUAGAUGGCCAGAUUGCUAAAGAGAUGGCUUGUAUUUGGAAGGAAACCUGGCUUGAAUCAGUUGUACAUCAUAGAAACAAGCAUGAGGAAGGCAGAACCCCGUGAUCUUGUCAGUUUGCUAAUGUUUCAUAGGAGAUCAGUUGAUGAAAUCCUGAAAAGCACAACUGCAAAUAGGCGUGUGAAUUGAUUAGUCUGAGAGCCUGUAACUUGACAGAAGCCACACUGGUUGAGCUUCAUGACUUACCGUAUUUUUCGCUCUAUAAGACGCACCAGACCACAAGACGCACCUAGUUUUUGGAGGUGGAAAACAAGAAAAAAAAUAUUCUGAAUCUCAGCAGCCAGAACAGCAAGACGGAUUGCUGCACAGCGAAAGCAGCGAUUCCUCUUCCUGUUCUGGCUUCUGGGAUAGCCGCGCAGCCUCCAUAAGAUGCACACCCAUUUCCCCUUACUUUUUAGGAGGGAAAAAGUGAGCCUUAUAGAGCAAAAAAUACGGUAUGUUGUGGCAUAAGUCUGGCUCUUCCACCCCUAAACCAACACCUCUCUACUGAACCUAAGUGCCUAGAAUAUAUAUGCAUGUUAAUAAUGGAUCUUCACUCAGUGCACAUAACCUGCACGAUGUCUGAAGUUUGCACACACCUGUUGAACUUGAAUAUUUGUGUAUGGAAUAUUUUGUGUGUACAUGUUCAAAACAUACCGAGAAGUGUCCCUAAAUAUGACAACGCAUAACACUCACAAAUGUGAAAAGGUGUUAAUAAUAAGCAUGACUCUUUGCAUGCUGAAGGAGAGAACCUAUGAUUAUUCACUCUUUUAUGGGGAGACGAACUUCUGAAGGUUUGUUUUUAUGCAAAGGUGUUUUCUGGAUGCUCAGCGUGUUUUGUGGAAUCCUUUGUGGUAAGAGUUGUUAAAUGGGUGGCCCUUCAUUAGUCGGUCAUUUUGUUGUCGAGGCACCACAGAAGAUGCCAAAUAGCCAAUAAAUAUUAGGUAACUCUCAUUCAAUCUGUUUAGCCAAGCAGAAUGUUAAUGAUUUAAAAGGGUAGCUUGCUUGGAUUGUAAAUUUACAAAAAGAGUGGCUUUCCCGUGGCGCAAAUAAUCAGAGGUUUGUAAGUGUAGAAUUUUAGCAGAUGAAGAUGGGAUAUGUCAGUGGACUUGGACUUCGUCCAGCGUAGAGGCAAAAGGACCUCCAACAAAGACUCACUGUCGGGAGAGGACUGCUGAGGACAACCAGAUUACUGUGGUGCCAUAAAGAGGGAGGGAAAUGGCCGGAUAGGGGAGCAAGGAAUGCCAUUUGAAAAUUGGCCUGUUACCUUUUCAUUGAGGGAGCAUCAGAAGAAGAAUGCAUUUGAGAACAUGGGCUUCAGCAAGGGAGAAGGGGCGUGGUGCUUGCUGGGGGAGAUCUUGAGACUGGUUCUCAUUCUUUUCAUUGUACAUGAAGUGCACUCCUGCAUAGACUUCCCCAUGUUACAGGCACACUCUGUACAAGAGAAAGCAAAGCAAAAAUAGGUUCUGCACACAACAGCUUGAUUUUAAAAAUGACGUGAUUGGCAGCAACCAUGAUCUGAGGGGGCAAGUAUAUAGGUAGCUCAAUUUUCAAAAAGUUGUGAGUGCUGAAAUAUUCUCAUUUAGAAAUGAGUAGCACCCACUGAACGACUCAGCAGAGAGUCCAAGAAUGGGAGUCUCUGACAUCAUUGAGUUGUGGGGAAAACCUAAAUUCUGCCCUGACUCUCAAGUUGCCAAGACUUGGGGGCUGGGAUUUGGUUUUGCUUCCAGCUAAACUGUGACCCCAAGUGCAGCUACUUUAUCUACCCGUAGAAGUGAAAGAUUCCCAUGGACUUCUGUGGAAGGAAGUAAAUUGUUUCAGCUGCUGUCUCAAAGCCAUGCAGAAUGGUGCUUAAUCGCAUAAGCACACUUCUAAAAUCCUGUUUUAAACAGUCAGGUCACACUGUUCAUGAAAGUGUUCUGUGUGCUCAGAAACACUUCAUGUAAAGUUAUUCUAAGUCUCAAUCCUGAACAUUUUCUCAGACCGGGUUAAGAGAUUGCUUUCUAAUUUGCUUGUAGAUGUUGAAUUUUUAUGAAGAAAUAUGAAGCUGUAAAUGUUGGUCUUUGGUAAUGCAAAUGCAGGCUAUGUAAAAAUGAAGCGCUGGAAAGUCCUUGUGAGUUGGGGAAUAUUUUCCCUGACUGCACCAGACUGUCUUCCUAAUAGCCAAGGAUUUCUGUGCUUCUGCCAGACUUGUUUCAGGACUGGUUCUGUGGAGACUGCAGGAGACGAAUCCCUUAAGCAUGAAUUAUUUCUGUUUUUUAAUAAAAAUAAAAAUAAUAUUUUUUAAAAAUUUAUUUAUAUCCCUCCCUUCCCAGCCGAAGCUGGGCUCAGAGCGGCUAACAACAAUAAAAAUAACACAGUUUACAUAAAAUCACAAUCAAUUAAUUGAAAUACAUUCUAAAAUCAAUUCAGAAUCAAAUUAAUGGCAACCAUUGGGCUUGAGUUCUAUGAGGAUUACCAAAGGAGGGGGUCAGACUGUGCCUUGGCCAAAGGUCUGGUGGAACAGCUCUGUCUUGCAGGCCCUGCAGAAAGAUGUCAAGUUAAGAAACAAGCCUGAUGAUUAAUACUGCUUCAAGCAAAUUUCAGUGCUGUCCUUGGCAGCUAGGUUCAAGUUGACCUGUUACUAUUUUUCCUCCCUUUUUCUUGCAUUGAGUAGGAAACCACAGUGCCCAUGCAAUCUCUCAUGUUUUGGGUUCAACCUUUCUAACCGGAGGCCUGCUUUUUUAUUGUUGUCGUUCCUUUUCUGCAGUGUCUCUUGCGCCGCCGCCUCCCUCUAUCCUACAGGUAACUCCUCAGUUACCACUCAUGGGAUUUGUGGCCAGAGUUCAGGAGAAUAGUAAGUAUGCGUUUUUAUUGUCCUUUGAUUCAGGUAGAAAUAUUUUAGUAAGCUUAUGCUCAGCUGCAAGCAUAAGGUUUGGAUGAUGACAAUGUCUCUUGAUCACAGACAACCUUGUAAUGCCCACUUGCUUCUAAUCUAGCAGACGUUCCACAUUUAGAUUGGUUGUUCAUAGACUGUUUCAUAAAUUUUGUGCAUCUACCAGUCAGCAGCCAAGACAGUGCAUUUUGCAAAGUGUGACGCUGUGGUCUUCUGCCAGGCAGAAGCGGAACACUUUUCAUGUGGGAUUGGGUCGAUUACCUUCUGGCCCCCACUGCAGCAGUGUCCACAUAGUGAUUAAACUCAGAGCUUCAAAGUUCCUGCUUUACAAUCUGAAGCACAUGCAGUCCGCCCCAAAGCAAAAAAAAGUGACUUAACCAGGAACUGCCAUUCAGCAUAACCAUAUGGGAUUGAGAACAUAAGGACAGCCCUACUGAAUUCAACCAAAGACCCACCAAGUCCAACAUUUUGAGGCCAGCCAGAUAUCUAUAAAAAACCACUAGAAGAGUGCAAGAGCUAUAGCACUUUCCCCCCCUUUUGAGUUCCCUAGCAAAUGAUGUUCAGAGACAUACUGCCUCUGAGACUGGAUUUGGAAGAGCUAGCAGCAGGUAAUGUGGAACAUGAAUCUCUCUAGAAAAGGGCUGGUCCUCCAGCACUGCUUAAUUGUCAGAGAUGAUGAGAACAAUGGCCCAAAGACACCUGGAGGGCCACAGAUGAGCUACCUCUUCCCUAAAGUGGAAAAGCUGCUGUUUUCCCCGAUGUCCAGUGUUUGAGUGUCAGACUCGAUGGAAGGUGAACUUUGAACCUUGAUCAGUGAUUACAAGCACUGCCUUGGAUCUUUUCUGUAAAAGGAGGACAACCCAUCGAAGCAGACACUGGGCGGGGGAUGGGAAUAAGACUUGUAAAGCUCUUAAUAUAUUGGAUGUGCUGUAUAGCCUUUAAACUCUAGGAACUGCAGUGUGGAUUUUUGCUCCUCUAGUUUCAGACACACCUCCACCCCCACCCCCGGUAGAUGAGCCAGUCUUUGAUGAAUCCCCACCACCACCACCUCCUCCAGAAGAUUAUGAGGAGGAAGAAGCCGCUGUGGUAGAAUACAGUGACCCAUACGCUGAAGAGGAUCCACCGUGGGCACCAAGGACCUACUUGGAGAAAGGUAAAUUUGCUGGAAGUUCUAAUCGUAGAGUUAACAGCUGAGGCAAGAGUCUUUUCCAGCCAUUUGACAUGGGUUCAGCUCACUGCACCUUCCUGGCGAUACCCCAUCCUUGAGAGCCUUCAGAUGUUACAUCCAAAAUGUUGCCCGGUGGUGGCACAAUGUGAAAUUAAUAUUUUACCAGUUGAUGGUGUGUCUCAGAGACCGAUCCACUUCCUUCAGCAUGAGGGAAGAGAAAACCAAUGUUGGCCAGUCCCUGUGAAGCAACUGCUGCUCUAUUGGCCGGUGCUGGAUCCUGGUAGCCGGUACUUUGCCAGUUUCCCCAGGAUUCCAAUACAAGCAGGGAACGGCUUGGAUCUGUGUUUACUCUUUUUUUAUUUAAUAAGCAAGCCAGCACUUUCCAAUCUCGCGGUUUGGUAAGAAAAACCUGUUUUCCGUGUCCUCCCCAUUAACAAUUGUCAUUCUUGCAAGCUUGCACCACAGGGCUGGGAAGUAGGAUCUGGCUGGUGGGCUGGAUCCUGAACUCCCCCACUCACUGGGAACUCCACUUGCUCCUCAGUGCCAAAUGCAUGCCUGCUGGGAUCAGCUUUACUUGUCUGAUUGGAGCUCCCAGAUGCAACGAUUCCUGCCUUCAAGCAGGGCUGGUAAGCCAGAGGGAUCAACUCCACAUAGGUGUUCUGGUGGGGAACUCUGCAGUGGGCUGAUCCCAGCUGGCUUGCAUUCAGCGCUGACUGCAACGAUCUGGUUUGCACUCUAGAUCCAUUAUUUCCUUGCAGCCUUGCCUGCUCCACCCCUGACUUCAAGGCAUGGCUGUUGGAAAAAUGGCCUCACAGGCCAAAUUAGGACCCUUGGCAGGCUUAAUCUGACUCUCAGGCUGGAGGUUUCCCAUGCCUGUUGAGUGACUGUCCUCUGGUAUCCUUUGCUCUGUCGCAUAACAGAUCACAGCGUGAAAAAGCAUAUUGAAUAGUAAGUUAAUUCAUAUUUCUUAUUACAUCUGUAAUCUAACAUUAAUUCAAAUUCCCCCUUUUUUCCCCUUGGAGAGGAAAGAAACGAAAGAAGUUUUUGUGCGUGAGAAAGAAUGCAGAAAGAAAGGGAAUCUUAGCCGAUUAAAAAGUAAUUCCAUAAGGUCUUCAGCCACCUGAAUUUGUGGGCCGUAGUAAAACAGAACUAUGCAGAACUACCAAAAGAUAUUGGAAGUUCUGCAUCUGAUAUACUACAAAAACAACAAUAGGUGGACAGUCCUUUUGAACUGAAUUGGUUUUUCUUUCUCUCUUGCAAAUCUUUCCUGGCCUGUUUGUUUUUUUGCUCGUAUGCAGAAACUAAAUUCAUCUCCAUUUCAUCACUGCACAAGCUUGAGAAAGGAAACAAGCAGUUAGAAUUCCUCGAUAGACCUGCCUUUUGCUACUUUUAGGAAAGCAAGCAGCAUUUUUUAAGGAUGCGUAACCCAUCAAUUUACUAUGUGGGGACUGUUCUCACCAAGAUCCCCCUUUUAUUAUAUGAAACCAGAGGGGGAGCAUCAUGUUGUGUUGACUUUUUCCAAAAUAGUUUUAUACAUUGGUCAUUUGGGAAACCCUAAAUAGGCUUCCUCUUUUUCAGUAGUAGCAAUUACUUGGUUCAGUCUUUUGUAUACUGGAAUGAGAGGCGUGGAGUAGCCCAAAAUUUCUCCCAUUUUUAUUUCUAGAACUGCAGCAUUUGAGCACAAAAUAUUCUGAAACAUCUAAAGUCACGUUUUGGCCUUUUGGGCGAGGAACUGACUUCUUGCGCAAAUAGGGAGAAAGACAACAUUCAAAUCGGCUACUGCUAAAGAGAAAUUUCUGCUGUUUGGGAAAUGAGGGAUUGCCCAAAUGAAAGCUAUAAUAUGAUUUUGACAUUGCCUUCAGUUCAGGCAACUGCUUUCUUGGGAUCUUCCUAUUCUCUCCUUUUUCUGUUUGCUCCUAGUUGUGGCGAUCUACGACUACACUAAAGACAAGGAAGAUGAACUCUCCUUUCAGGAAGGUGCCAUCAUCUACGUCAUUAAGAAAAACGACGAUGGUUGGUAUGAAGGGGUGAUGAAUGGAGUAACGGGACUCUUCCCAGGGAACUACGUGGAGUCCAUCAUGCAUUACUCAGAGUGAAGACGGCCACAACAAGAGGCAGAUUUGCACCUUGCUUGCCAUGAGGUUGUUGGGCUCCCCAGGUCUUCUACAGUGGCUGGGGGGGCCCUGUCAAAUGAACUGAAGGAAGGAAGGAUCAUUGUAAACAAAACCACUCUUAUUUUUUUUUGUUUUGCUCCCCCCCUCCCCAACCAUUUUAUAAAAUAGUGAUUUGAGUUGUUUUGGAGAAAUGGCUCUUCCAUUUGCCAGCGGCGGCUGGGCUGAGCGGAACGACGUAUUUUAAUAAGCUGACCGAUUCGGGUGUAGAUAUAGGAGAUGUAAUGAACUUGCCAAUUAACCGAUCCGUUGCUCAAAUUGUGACCCAUUCAAUCAAGACAUGGGAUUUUUCUCAGGAAUAAUGUAAGCCCUGGUAUUGGGACAUCCCAGAUGCCAGUGCUGAAGGGUUGGCUUCGAUAGGCCAUCCACCCCCCUCCUUCUUUGCCUUUCCCCAAGUCCCCAUUCUUCACUCUCUUACUGUUGGAAGAGCGUUAUUGUACUGGCAAACAUUUUUUGGGUUCACACACCAACUGGAUCUCAGGUUGGUUCCUUGCAUCUCUGACCCAAAACACUUCUGCAGCUGUUCAGCGCAUGUAGCCUGAUCCAGGUGCACACAGAGCUGGUUUCGAAUCACAUUCCUCUUGCUUUGAUAACGCAGGAAGUUGUAGCUUUCUGCUUGGCCUCCUGUUAUAUAGAUCCUUGAAAGCUGCGAGCGAGGCCUCUCUCAUUUGGUGAAAUGGUUGUAAAAAAGUUGGAAGGAAGAUGAAGCUUGAAAUUAAGAUUUGGGCUGCCUCCCUAUUUGGAAAAAUAUCCAGGAAAUAGUUUGCACCCUCCUCUCUUGAUAAGUGACAUAUUGUCCAGAUUCUGCUUUCAGAAUACGUAUAAGCCACACCUUGUGGUUUCACAUAUCAGGCUUCAGCCCUGGUUCUUCUCCCGAAGGCUGGCUGCAAUCUUCUGAAAUUACCUCAUGUUUUAUAGUUUGGGGAAUUAGAAUAGAGAAGAAUUCAAUCUCUCUAGAGGUGGGGGAAAUUUGAAUUCAUUCACAAGUUUCAGCUAAAAGUUGGAGCUGUUUGGCUCAAAUAUCAUCAUGCAUACCAAUCGGAUGGUACAAAUUGACUUCAGUGCAUAUCAUGAAAGACUUGUGGAGGCAGGCAGACAAAUGUGGCCGAGGCCUGUUAGCUGAUCUUGCUAGGAAUCCGGAGGGCUGCCUUCUGUUUUGGUUUCCUUUGAAGGCAAAUUAGAAACGGAAGAGAACUUGAGCUACCUUUUCUCCAGUCUUUCAGAUGGGUGAUUUUCUUAAAUGUGAGGAGAAGCCUGCUGUAAUGGCUUCUUAGGUUUUAAGGCCAAACUUGAUGACACGUGAAAUGUCUUUGCUUUUGGUUAAAUUGCAGCUGUCCUAUUCAGGAUCAGGCAUGGGGUAGUAGGGGGCUAACCAUUUCCCUCCUACAUCACGGUUCCCUCAAAAAUAGCCUUUUCCAAGCUAGUUGCAGAAGGAAGUUGCUGCCGCCACCAAUGGCAGAUUCCCUCUCAUACAGAGAGCAGCUUUGAAAGGAAUCCCUGUAAUUUUUGAUGGAACCGUGGUGUGGAAGAAAAUGUGUCUCCCCUCCCCCCAAUAUGCCACAGCCCCAAUCCUGACCCCCAUAACAGCAACCCAAAUGAACCAUGGAUAUGCAAAAUUCAACCACACCUCUCCCUGACCCGUUGAGUCUUCACUUGAAUAGUGACCGAAAAGUGAUGAACCUGUUAUGCUAGCCUGCCUUUCUUAACACCAACUAGCCAAAAUUCCAUGAGACCAGCAAAAAUGUCUCCAAAAAAGACCAGCAGGCAUCUAGUUCCUCUAUCUGCGCAGGCUCUCUUGGCUUACCCUCUGCAACUGGUGUGCUCGGAAAUCUUCAACAUGCUUUGCUCGAGCCAGGAGCAGAAUUCAAGCGGUACCAAGAAUCUAGCGUAGAUUUUAUGUAUCUCCCAUCUGCACAGUUUGCUUAUGUGGGGAGCACCUUCAAAGAUCACAAAAUCAGUGCUCUGAGCAGCUCUAGCCUCACUAAAAUGGGAUGGCUUUUAGGACUGGCUUGUUUGACGGAGUGAAAGCUUUAUGGGGCUGUAGUCCUAUAGGCACUGGAGCAUUAGGGCAAAUUUCUGGCAUGAUCAGUCUUUACUUCCCUUCAGAAUGCACAUGAUAAGACUCCUACAUAUCUACAUUGGUGCAUGCUCUGUCUACCAUGAGAGGACGUUGUCUUCUAUUAUGGCCGCGAUGCAACCAUGCACAUAUGUAGGUAUCGGCGUGUGUAAUGUUCUGUGUGUGUUGGGAUGCACACGGGCCCGAGACCACAGCUCGCCACACAAAGAAUCUGCACGGAGAUGCAGACUUCUGCAUAUGUGCUCCUCAAGGCCCUUGCUCAGCUCGACACGAUAAACCCUUGGCGCUCUCAUCUGAUUCUGUGCAGGAGGAGGCAAGUCUCGGAUAUUGUUCUGGGCUUUGAUGCAGAAUGCCUGCAACAGAACUAGGUGCUGGAAAGAAAAACGGGGAAAGAAAUGUUGUUUUCCCUUCUGCGCAAAGCACACUGUGUACCUGCAAGGUAGCUGCUGUGUUGCAAAGAGCUUUUAUAGCCGUGAAAAAUCCGAAGGAAACGAGGCAGGAUAAUGAGGAUGCUUGAAUUAGAGUUUCCUUCUUCUCCAACUGCUCCUGCGGGGAGGGGAGCAUCCCCCACCACCCUGUUUGGGGACCCAUCUUAAUUUCCCCCAUUGUUGAUGCACUUUAAGUCUGGUACUGGGCCCUUGACUUCUCGAGAAUACUUACCCCCCAAUUAAACCUCACCCCAUUGCUCCACCCUCCCCCCACAAAAAAAAAAACAGGUUGCCUUAGUGCCGGAUUCGUCACAUCUUAAGAGAGUUGCUGUCUUCUCAGCCCUUCUGGAAAAUGCCACAAUAUCGUUCAUCUUAGAUUAUACAGCUGACCAAACAGCAGACCUGCAGUUCCGAUGCCGAAAUAUCAUAAUCUGUCGCUUUUGAGGUUGCAGCUUGGUUUUAUUUCUAAGAGCAAGGGAAGCUGGCCUGGAGUGUAGGUCCAAUCCGGACAGAUUCCUCACGCGCACAAGUUGUUUGGAGAAGCUUCUGAGAUUGUAUCUGUAGUGGGUUCCCCCCUUUUAAAAGUGCUUUCACUAUAGAAUUGGUUUAUAAGGAGCUUCUCUGCACUGGGUUUUUUUUUUAAUGGUUGCAUUUCCUUGGUUGUGUGGAGAGGGACUCUGAUGAUUGUUCCCGGCUCCUGUGGGGGGCAGUGCCCUAGAAGACUUGAUUUUGUGGCCGUUCCCUACAAACCUCCCGGGCCAAGAUCACUUUCCAUGAAGCUGCUGCAGACGGUCUUUCCAGAUUGCUCGCCUCUUGCUGGUCUUACACUUUCUAUUCUGCAGUACUAACGUAAAGAAAUUCCUUGGAUUUUACGCUUUUUUUAUUUUGUACAGUUUUGAAUUCUGUAGAAUGUUUAGGGAUGAUAUGUACACGGCCCAAAGUAAUCAGACUUUGUAUGUAUGUAAUGUUGCAUAGACUGCAUGCUAUUUCAAGUCAGUGAGGGUGGUACUCCAUCUAUCAGUUGUAAUUUCCUCUAAACGUUCCCUUUUUUAAUUUAAUGUUUACUUCUUUUUUAAAGAAAAGAAAAGGGGGUGGGUUGGGAACGGAAAAAAGAGGGUGGGGGGGACAGGCCUGGGAAAUUGGAAAUAAAAUCAUUUUCUCCCCAUAGAGUCCUGCUUUCAAAAAUCAAAUUGAGGUGUUAAAAGUUAUGAUGAUUUGAUCAUUUACUUUCAGCCUCUUAAGUGCAAACAGUGUAAGAGUUCUAUGUAUGAUCCGGUAUCAAGCUCCUGAUCAUUUAUUCCUUCAUAAAAUGGCUUUUAUUCCCUUGGCCUGCCUUCUCCCACUCAUGCAAGUAAUGGAUCCAAGAUGUGUGUGUUUUUCCUGCCGCUCGCAUUGGCUUCCUGCUUAAAGACAAAAUCUCGGUUUCCACAACACCGGGAACAAAUCCUUCCAAGCCAGAAGAGUUGCCAAUCUAGAGUAGGAAUGAUAUAUCGCUGGAGUCUUUGCUUCCGGUUGGUUGUUCUUUCCAGGGGCUGCCUCUACUCUGCUUUGUGUAAACUUACCACUGUCCCCCUAGUUUUGCUCCUGAAGCCUUGCGCACAUAUGCUAUGUAAAGGGGAAGAGGGACAAAGACCGUACUCCACGGCUCUGCACGGCACACAAGCGUGGCACAGAAGGUGCUCUGAAGACCUGCAAGUGAGUUUCGUCUUGCUACCUUGGACUUUAGUAGCAAUGUUUAGAAGGUGGGUGGGAGAAGAGAAUUUAGUAAGAGGCUCACAAAAUGUUGGCUGCCAGUUUGCAGAUGCUAUGUGCUGCUAAAGCUCAGGUUCGGUGCCGUGACUCGAACAUGCGGAUGGCCUGCUUUUCUAUCUUUGCCCCCCCCCCCCCAUUUUGGAUCAUGUCAUGACGAUAUUAAAAAGUCCCUUUGUUCCCAACUCUCUUCUGUAAUCUUGCAUGCAAAUAUUGGGAAAACCCAGGGCUGUCCGUUAGCGGGACAUUGCCUGAUGGCAGAUCCCCAUCAUUGGAGCAUCGCUGAGGACCUUGAGUAAAUGGGUCCCUUUCCACAAGGUUUCGGGGUGGAAUGAACCUUGGGAGCUGUUGAGUUUUCGCAUCAACAUCUAGCUGUGUGGGGUGAUUCUCCCUGCCCCCUGUCCCAAGGAGGAUAACGGUUGCCAACUUACUCUCUGUAAAGUUACAAUUUCUUACCUGGGCUGCCGUCAUUCAAUUUUUGAAGUGGCAUCUUCAGUAAGUAGAACUGACUUCUAGUGUUUUCCAAUCUCUGCUGGGCGAAAGCCUUAAAUGUUCAGUUUUUCUCAGUGUUAUCCCAUUGAUCUCGGCUUUGAGCCAAACACAAAGCAGGAAACACUUUCCCCUGUAGGAAAGGGGGGCUAAUUCUAAAUUUCCCCAAGCAAAUUCUGCUGGGGAAAACCAACCAAGGGCAUGGCUAGGUUUGGUGCUAAAAUGGAAUGGAGCAUGAUGUAUGAAUGGAAAUAGGGUGUCUUCCAAUUUGUAGUUUCUGGGGCAGCCUUUGAACACAGAACAGUAUUUGAAAGUGUCAUAAGCUUAAUGAGGGGAAUGAUGACUUUUAAACUUGAUAACCGGGGGGUGUUUUCUCAGUGAUGCUGGUUAACCUCUCGGUGUUAACUUUGUGUGUGGGAGACGUAAGAGGCAGACAUAGAUGUUAAAAAACGGUGCACAGCUCAUAUCCUAAAUGAAGAUGGGGAUAGUCCUUGUUCACGAGAAAUGAUUCCUUGCAAAUGAGAGAGAAUGGGGUGGUAGCCAACUCGUAGGUUUUAGUCAUAAAUGGAUCCGUUGGAAUUAAGGAAAUGUGACCAAUUUCAGUGGGCCUACUGUGAGUAAAACUUAGUUGGAUAACACCCAUGACUCUUAAACCUGCAGUAUUAAGACACUCACUUUUUCCAAAUGAGGAGUGUUGCGGUAUUUAAAUGCAAAAUGAAGCUAACUGAUGUUGCCUAAAUCUAGGUCGCCUUGAUAUUUUUAUUUCAAAGGCCAGAUUUUCCUAGGCAAAUGAAAUUUGGAGGGACUGUCAUUUUUACCCGAGUAUUAGAUUUACCAUCUUCUGCAGCUGCUAUUAUGUGUAUGCAGCAUUUGACCAUACCUUUGUUUGUAGUUAACGUGCUUUCUUGAGAAGAAUGGCAUAUGCCUGUCUUUUUUCUUAGCGCCGUUUCUAAAGGCAGCAAACCGGCAUGCCCUGAGACGAGCAUAAAAUUUUGAGACCAGAGUUGUGCUUGGACCGGAGAAUGAAAUUGUAUGCAGUUCAGUGAUUCUUUUCUUAUUGAUGAUGCUAUCUAUCGUGUGUACCAAAUUCUAAGAGACUGGGUAAAAAGCACAGGCUGGUGUCCGUUAGGGUCUUGCUGAAUCUCGAUGAUCAGGUGCUUAUUUUUCUCACGUAACUAUCAUUGCUUAUGUCUGGAUAGGUUUCUGAAACCUUUCGCAAUGGAAACAAACUCCAAUUUGGUUUACACUGAGCAACUUCUGCUACUAGUGGCAAGUGUUUAUUUCCUGAGCUCUUGUGGUGACCUCACAGAUGGUGAGAAUUGUGCAGGAUUCUAAAGAAAGCCCUGUUAAUUAUGUUUUACUGUGUGUGCCAUUAAACCACCUUCCAAUGAGUGAGGGAGCAUAAAUUUUUAAGAGUUUUUAAACUGUAUUUGGAAUUAACUGUUGCUGUGUACUAAACCCUCUUGUUACAAGUCCUAAAUAAAAAAAGAAAGCACACUCCAAUCCCCUCCAAGCGUCUUGAGGUUGUCCCCUCCUUGCCGGAUAUGGCAUUAAUUGAACUGCUGUGUGGACCGAGAUUAAAUUCCUGUUGGUUCCGGGAAUAACUGUGUCUCUCUUUGUAAUAGUUCCAGAUAAUACCAAGAUGUCAUAAACUGCAAUGGACGCAAAAAUAGUGUUAAGGACACUCCUAAUUUUGAGUGGCUCCAAGAACUUUAGAGGGAGCUUGGAAGGUGGAAGAUCUGGUCUAGGAUACCGUAAAGUUACAGUCCCCGAAAGUGUGUAUAAAACUUGCAUUGAAAUCCUUUAACUAACAGGUGCUGCAUAUCUCCCAAUCUGAGUAUUUUCAGAUAAGCUAAGUGGGUAUUUUUAAUGCUUCACUAUGUUUGGACACCACCUUAGGGAGCUAGGUCAAUCUAUGCUCCGCAUGCAGCAGGUUUGUGGUCUUGUGAUGCAGUAUUUUCCUUUAUCCACCUGCGCAGGGCAUGGUGAUGGACUGAAGCAACGAGCCCUUGAAUGCAGGGGUUUCCAGGCACUUGUUGCAUUUCAUGCUUUUGCCUCAAACUCUUGUCUACACAUACUGACAUUUGUGCUUUAGACAUUCCCAGAUUUCACAAGUGUGGGAUUGUCAGUAUUUUCUUCCUCUGGCCUGAUGUGAAGCAGCAAGCUGGUAUCCUCUUGUUUUGAGAGACACUAUUAACGAAGAUGGCAUUAAACUUCCAAUUCCUGCUAAUGAUAUCUGUGUACAUGAUGACCUAAUUAAAAGCAAAAGUGGGUGUGUAUAGAGGAAUAGUAACAUUGCUGAAUAAGUAAUGUCUUCUUCAAAAGGUGAAUGUUCUGUUUCAGUAGAGACUUACGAAGGGAUGCAAGGCACACUUGCAGAAAAAGUAUUGAUAUACUCCAAGGGCAGAGGCGUAGGAAGGUCAGGUGGUACCCGGUGC
Podarcis lilfordi (Lilford's wall lizard) is the source of this 52296-nucleotide messenger RNA. Lineage: Eukaryota; Metazoa; Chordata; Lepidosauria; Squamata; Lacertidae. The record is from the annotation of a GenBank genome assembly.